GAAACGAUCUUGUAUCAUUCUUCGCUCGCACCUCAAAAACGAUCGACGUCUUGGUUUCAGUCUCGGGGAUUAUGACUUAAACCAGAAGAUUUUUAAUUUCUGAAAUUUAAGUUUUUCAUACGCGCACCAAAUUAAAUAUACAUAUAUAGUAUAUAUAUAUAAAAAAAUACAUAUAUAUUUGAAGGAGAAUAUAUAUUUUACAUAGAGUUUUUCGUAUAAUUUCUUUUUAAAUAAUAACUGAGGUGAAAAAGAGUGUUAAAUGUACAAAUAAAUAUAAUUUAAACGAGAUACAAAUCACAUUAUAACGCCGCAAAGGAUAACGAAACGCCUACAGGAAGAUAAAUCUGUGUUUGAAGUGAAAUUUUGAAAAAUCAAAAAAUAUAUAGUGAAAAAAAAAAUCAGUCAAGCAGUCGCAGCAGCGUUUAGCGCAAUAAAUAAUCGUAACUCGAAUAGUGUUUCAAAUCGGAUAGAUACAAUUAAGUGGUAAUAUUGUUGUUGUUGGAUUGCAUCGCACCGCAAGCCAACACAUACAUAACCAGUCUCAAUCUAUCCGAUUAAUUGCAACAGCCAGUGAGUUAAUACGUACGAAUAUACAGAAAGUUAGUUACAGCUGCGUCAGUUCACUCACAAUCCCAACAGUUAUCAUUUUAAAUGCGAUAUAGUGUUAUAUAACGAAAAUGCAACGAGAAAAUUCGAAUCCGUAUCAGCAACAACAGUUGCAACAGCAGCAAUCGCAACAAUCGCAAAUGCAAUCGCAUCAGGAAACACAGCAGUACUCGAGUCAACAACAACAACAAUUCUCGAGUGUACAGCAACAGCAAAGGAUUAGCCGCACUGAACAUCGCACCGUUCAGAGUCAGCAAGUCACUCAGCAAAGAGUGCAACAACAUGUUGGCGCAGGCGGUGCCUAUACUCCACCCGCACUGACUCAUGUCUACGCUCAAGGCGAUAUUUCACCACCGAUCUUCGAGCAAAUCUUCAAGAAUGCCCGUUUCGCUCAGGGCGGCAACGCUCUGUUCGAGGGUAAGCUUCGUGGCAAUCCAAAGCCAUUCGUUUCUUGGACCCGAAAAGGCGCACCACUUCUCGAGUCGCAAAAGUUUCGUAUGAGCUACAAUGAGGCCACCGGUGAAGUGUCGCUAUUGAUAAAUCAAAUUGGACCCGGUGAUGAAGGUGAAUACACGUGUACGGCACGCAAUCAAUAUGGCGAGGCCAUAUGCAGUGUUUACAUUCAGCCAGAGGGCGCACCAAUGCCUGUACAGCAGCCUGUGCAAAAAUUCGAAAAGUCAUUGUACACCAACGGCUAUUCGUUCACUUCCGUCCAGGAGGAGUUCCGUGUCGAUACAUUUGAGUAUCGUUUGCUACGUGAAGUGCAAUAUCGUGAGGCUAUUACACGUCGUUCGGCAUACGAGCAAGACCAAUAUUUGACGCAAGAAUUGGAUCGUGCAUUGGGUCCAGCACAUGCACCACAAAUUAAUCAGAAACCACGCAACUCGAAACUCAUUGAAGGUUCUGAUGCUGUUUUCAGCGCUAAGGUUGGCUCUAAUCCCAAGCCACGCCUAACUUGGUUCCACAAUGGACAACGUUUGGUAGCGUCGCAGAAAUACGAGACCACUUAUUCCAGUGGCAUCGCAACGUUGCGUGUAAAGAAUGCAACCUAUCAGGAUGCUGGUCAUUAUACAUUGCUCGCCGAGAAUACACAGGGUUGUGUAGUCUCCUCGGCCGUUUUGGCUGUCGAACCAGCUGCCGAAACCACACACGAACCAAAGCCAGUCGAUGUGACGGCUGAACAAUUGGAAGCUGGUAAAGCCUUACCACCGGUCUUCGUUAAGGGUUAUACCGAUCGUGAGGUAACCGAGGGACGUAUGACACGUUUUGAUUGCCGCGUAACUGGCAAUCCUUACCCUGAGGUUAUCUGGCUCAUCAAUGGUCGCCCUGUUACGGAUGAUGUGUCACACAAGAUUUUGGUCAACGAAUCUGGUAGUCACUCGUUGAUGAUUACCAGUGUUAGCCGUUUGGAUGCUGGCGCAGUACAGUGCUUGGCACGCAAUAAGGCUGGUGAAGUCGCCAUCGAAGCGCAAUUGAAUGUGUUGGAGAAGGAACAAGUUGUCGCACCACAAUUUGUACAACGCUUCAGCACAAUGACCGUACGUGAAGGCGAACCCAUCACCAUGAGCGCCAACGCCAUUGGCACACCCGUGCCACGUAUUACAUGGCAAAAGGACGGUGCGCAGAUUACAUCUACUGCUGAACGUUAUAUCGGUAUUGAUGGUGGCGCUACAUGCUUGGAAAUUCCACGCGUCAGGGCCACCGAUGCCGGUUGGUAUCAGUGCACAGCACAAAACAUUGCCGGUUCGUCUGCGAAUCGUGCUAGACUCUAUGUAGAAGUACCCAGAGAUCAACCAACUCCUGAACAAAGACGUCUCAAUUUACCACGUCCAACGAAAGUCAUCGAACCAGAGCCCGUGCCUGGUCCAGAAAUUAUUUAUUUACGUCAUGUAGAACGCGCAAAGCCACACUUGCGCCCUGGUGAGGAAGAUCGUGUCUACCCACCACCACAAUUCAUUAUACCAUUGCAAAAUGUGCAACAAGUCGAAGGUAACAGAGUGCACAUGGAGGCACGCAUCGAACCAGUUGGUGAUCCAACUAUGGUCGUAGAAUGGUACCUAAACGGGCAACCAUUGGCAGCAAGCUCACGCGCUACCUCUGUAUUUAAGUUUGGUUUCAUUGCGCUCGAUCUUUUGAGCAUUAUGACACACGACUCCGGUGAAUACAUGUGUCGCGUCACCAACGCUGCCGGUAUUGCCGAAUCCCGUGGAAUACUCUCUGUUAUCCAACGUCCAUCUAUCGAGCAAAGCUCUCAGAAUCCAAAUAGUUUGCAAUACAUCAAUCAAUUGGAGGAUUACUCACGCUAUCAGCGUCAAGAGAGCUCUGAGGAACUCUCGAAGCAAGCACCCGUAUUUAUUCGUCCAUUAAGAGAUUUGGGCGAAUUCGAGGAGGGUAAAAAUGUGCACUUUGAAGCUCAAGUUACACCGGUUAAUGAUCCUACCAUGCGUGUCGAAUGGUACAAAGAUGGUCGUCCAAUAACUGCUAGCUCGCGAAUCACUGCAAUCUUCAACUUCGGCUAUGUCUCCCUAAACAUCUUGCACCUACGGGCUGAAGAUGCUGGUUCGUAUACAGUGCGUGCAGUUAAUCGUGUCGGCGAAGCCACCAGUACCUCGAACAUACGUGUGAAUGUACGUUCUGAAGUAACCGCUGACUUGGGUAUACCCGAACAACAACGUUAUAUUGAGAAGGUUGAAGAGCUGGAGGACUAUAGAAAAUCCCAGCAACGUCGUCAUGUACAGGAGGUGCCUGAACCAAUUGCACCGCCACAAUUCAAAACACCAAUCCAAAAUCAAUUGGACAUACGUGAGGGUGCACACGCUCACUUUGAGGCACGUCUCGAGCCCAUCGGUGAUGCUACUAUGCGUGUGGAAUGGCUGAAGGAUGGCCAACCGCUGGAAGCUAGCUCACGUAGCACAACCUUCUUCAACUUCGGCUAUGUUGCACUAACCAUUAAGCAACUGACAAUUUACGAUGCCGGCACUUACACUUGCCGCGCUUACAAUGCCAUCGGUCAAGAUACAACCACCGCACAAUUGACUGUACUCUCAAAGAAGGAUAUCGUCUCUGAUUCUCAACAUCCUGGUGGCUUGGAGAAGCUACAACAUUUGGAGGACUCUUCGCGUUACGGACGUACCGAGGAGGAAGAGACCAGGGUUACUCAAAUUCCACGCUUCCUUGGUCCAAUGAAGGGCACCAACAAGAUCUUGGAGGGCCAACGAGCUCACUUCGAAGCACGUGUCGAGCCACAAAGUGAUCUUAGCUUGCAAAUUGAAUGGUACCAUAAUGGACGUGCCAUCAGCGCAGCUACACGUAUACAAACCUAUCACGACUUUGGUUAUGUGGCUUUAGAUAUCUCGCAAGUACGUGCCGAAGAUGCGGGCGUGUACACUGUUGUAGCCCGUAAUAAGUUAGGUGAAGCACAGUUGCAAGGAACAAUGGUAGUAGAAACUCGUUCCAGCAUAGAUACAUCUAGCAUGCACCGCGGUCUUUACGAAAAGACUCAAAACUUAGAAAACAAGCCAUUUGUUGAGCCUCACUAUGACAUUGAAGAGAUCUCCAAAUCGAAGCCGAUCUUCGUACAACCACUCUCCGAUCACAAACCAAUUCAUGAGGGCAAAAAUAUACACUUGGAAUGCCGUCUGGAACCAAUGGGUGAUCCCACAAUGCGUGUAGAGUGGUUCCACAAUGGUCGCCCCAUUACCGUAGGCUCACGCUUCCGUACUUACUAUGACUUCGGUUUCGUCGCAUUGGAUAUUGUACAGGCCACCGCUGCCGACUCCGGCGAAUACACCUGUCGCGCCACCAAUCAUUUGGGUUCAGCACACACCUCUUCGUGUGUACGUGUUAUUGACCGCUCUGAUGUUGUGACCGAAACCCAAAACGAAAUGUCACUGGAGCAAAUUCAUCAAUUGGAGGACUCAACACGUCGUCGUCAUCAUGUUGAAGAAGACAUCACUGUUAUGCAGGCGCCACAAUUCACACGUGCGUUGCAUAAUAUCGAAACUGUUGAGGGCACCAAUGUACAUUUGGAGUGCCGUUUGCAGCCAGUGGGUGAUCCCAGCAUGCGCGUAGAGUGGUUCGUCAAUGGCAAGCCCGUCAAAACUGGUCAUCGUUUCCGUCCAGCAUAUGAGUUCGACUAUGUUGCGCUCGAUUUGCUCGGCUGCUAUGCCAUCGACUCUGGUGUGUAUACUUGCCAGGCACGUAAUCAGCUUGGUGAAGCCGUUACUUCAUGCUCGGUACGAAUUAUUGCCAAGAGCGAUUUGAUCUUGGAGACGCAAAACGAAUCUGGUCUUCAGAAGAUCGCUUACUUGGAGGAUUCAUCACGUUAUCGCCGCAGCGAAUAUGUUGAUGAGAUUGUUAACGUGCGUCCACGUUUCCUUACACACCCCAAGAGUCAAAACAAUACGCGUGAGGGUGGGCAUGCUCAUUUCGAAUGUAAAAUUGAACCUGUCACCGAUCCCAACUUGAAGGUUGAGUGGUUUAAGAAUGGUCGCCCCAUCACUGUCGGUCAUCGUUUCCGUCCCAUUCAUGACUUUGGUUAUGUAGCUUUGGAUAUUGUUGAUUUGAUUUCUGAAGAUUCUGGUGUUUACACUUGCCGUGCCGUCAAUAUGAUUGGCUCGGAUGAGACGCGUGUUGAAUUGCAAUGCCGCAGCAGCGAGCAAAUUGUAACCGUUACUCAAAAUGAAGCCGGUCUCGAGCAGAUCCAUUAUUUGGAGGAUCGUUCUCGUUAUUCGCGUCGUGAGGAAAUCGAUGAAACUACCAAGCAAGCGCCAGUGUUUACCACUUCCUUGAAGAAUGUCGAAAUCAAGGAAAAUCAACGCGCACAUUUCGAAUGUCGCUUGAUUCCAGUGUCGGAUCCAACGAUGCGUGUCGAAUGGUAUCACAACAACUUGCCAUUGAAAUCUGGUUCGCGCUUCACUGAAACCAAUAACUUCGGUUUCGUUGCUUUGGAUAUUAUGUCCUGUCUGCCUGAGGAUGCCGGCUCUUACACUUGCCGUGCCUUCAAUGCUGUGGGUGAGGCCAUUACCUCAGCCGUUGCUAUUGUUCACACCAAAAAAUCGAUCUACUUGGAAUCGCAACACGAAGGCGCCUUGCCACGUCUACAACAUUUGGAAGAUGGUGCCAAACGUCAACGCAUUAGUGUACAAGAAGAGGUUGUCAGCCAGGCACCAGUCUUUACAUUGCCUGUGCGCGAUGUACGCGUCGCCGAAGGUCAAGCCGUACACUUUGAAGCUCGUUUGAUACCAGUUGGUGAUCCACACCUUAAGGUUGAAUGGUUGCGUAAUGGACAACCGAUCGAAGCUUCAAACCGCACCACCACAAUGCACGACUUUGGUUAUGUUGCAUUCAAUAUGAAGUAUGUGAAUCCAGAAGAUUCAGGCACUUACACUUGCCGUGCUGUCAACGAACUCGGCCAGGCUGUUACCUCAGCUUCGCUCAUCGUGCAAUCGAAGACUUCGAUUCAAUUGGAAACUCAGCAUGAGGCGGCUAUGCAUAAGAUCCAUCAACUUGAAGAUCACACUAGGUAUCAACGCCGUGAAGAAGAAGAAUAUGUGGUUAGCCAACCACCACGUUUUGUCACGAAACUAAUUGGCCCCACCAACUUGGUUGAAGGUCAGAGCGCGCAUUACGAAUGCCGUAUUGAACCAUAUCCUGAUCCAAAUCUCAAAGUGGAAUGGUUCCAUAACGGUAAGGCGUUGAGCACUGGUCAUCGUUUCCGCACCACUUACGACUUUGGUUUCGCCGCCUUGGAUAUACUUACCGUAUACGCUGAGGAUAGUGGUGAAUACACGUGCCGUGUAACUAACAAUUUGGGCGAAGCUGUCAACUCUAUUAACCUCAAUGUACAGUCGAGGUCAGGCAUCAUUCGUGAAACACAACACGAAGAAGCUCUGCAGAAGAUCCAGCACUUGGAGGAUGAGUCGCGUUAUCAACGCAAGGUCGAGGAAGAUCAAUUCUUGGCUGAACGUCCACAAUUCGGUCGUCCAUUGCGCAACGCAAAUGUGAAUGAAGGCACACCCGUACAUCUGGAAGCCACCUUAACACCUGUGAAUGAUCCAACCAUGAAGGUGGAAUGGUAUUGCAAUGGCACACCUAUUCAAACCGGUCAUCGUUUCAAGACCACAUACGAUUUCGGCUUCGUUGCCUUAGAUAUAUUGUACACGCAUGCUGAAGAUACAGGCACUUACAUGUGCAAGGCUAAGAAUGCCGUAGGGGAAGCUGUCACGACUUGUGCUGUAAACGUAACAGCAAAUAAGACAUUGGACUUCGACACCAUGGAUGCCCAGCGUUUGGAGAAGAUUCGUCAACUUGAGAACUAUGCACCACCCACUAAAGCCGUAGUGGAGGAGAAGGGUCAAAAACCAAUAUUCUUAACGCCGCUCAGCAACUUGGAACAUCUCAAGGAAGGCGAACAUGCUCAUCUGGAGUGUCGUGUCGAACCAAUUAAUGACCCUAACUUGAAGAUUGAAUGGUUCUGCAAUGGCAAACAGCUGCCAACUGGUCACCGCUUUAGAACUACACACGAUUUCGGUUAUGUCGCUUUGGACAUCUUGUAUGUCUAUGGCGAAGAUACUGGCACCUACAUGUGCAAAGCCACCAAUUUACUUGGUGAAGCUGUCAACACCUGCAACGUGCGCAUAUUGAACCGACGCAGCAUGAUUUUGGAUACACAACAUCCAGAUGCUUUGGAGAAAAUCCAAAAAUUGGAAUCCAAAUCUGCACCGGCUCGCACUGAACCUGGCGAUUUGCCCAUUGGUCCACCACAUUUCACAGUCGAGCUACGUGGUACCACCGAGAUCUUUGAAGGCCAAACUGCGCACUUUGAGGCACAGGUUGCACCAGUUCAUGAUCCCAAUUUGCGCAUUGAGUUCUACCAUAAUGGCAAACCAUUGCCAUCGGCUUCUCGCUUCCACAUUACUUUCGAUUUUGGUUACGUAUCAUUGGAUAUUACACACGCUGUACCAGAAGAUGCUGGUGAAUACUCGGUACGUGCCAUCAAUAAUUUGGGUCAAUGCGUUUCUUCGACUAGCUUGAAAGUCAAUGCACGUGGUACUAUUAUUUCGGAAACUCAACAUCCAGAAGGUUUGGAGAAGAUUCGUAAACUCGAGUCCAAUGCUCCAUUCCAACGUCCCGAAGUUGAAACCCCUGGCACUCGUCAACGUCCAGUGUUCACUCAACCAUUGCAAAAUAUCGAUCGCAUUAAUGAACAUCAAACUGCACACUUCGAGUGCCGUCUUAUACCGGUUGGCGAUCCAAAUCUGAAGGUGGAAUGGUACCGCAAUGAGAAGAUCAUUGAGGAUAGCUCACGUAUCACCAAACAACAUGACUUCGGCUUUGUCUCGCUGGAUAUUUCGCAUAUUCGCAAAGAAGAUGAAGGUGUUUACAUGUGUCGCGCUGUCAACCCGUUGGGUGAAGCCGUUACUACUGCUUCUAUGCGCGUAGUUUCUGAAGCCUCGAUUCAAAUGGAUACCCAACAUCCAGAUAGUAUCAGCCGCAUCCAUCAAUUGGAACGCCCAUCUGCACCACGUGCUGAAGAACCAGAACGUGCCUUCGAGAAGCCAAUAUUUACGCAAUUGCUCACUGGCCCAUCCGAGUUAUGGGAGGGUCAACAUGCACACUUCGAGGCUCGCGUUGUUCCAGUCGGUGAUCCAUCACUCAAAUUCGAAUGGUACAUUAACGGUGUUGAGCUGCAAAUGGGUUCACGUCUACGCACCACACACGAUUUCGGUUUCGUUACACUCGAUAUUAACGCGGUGGUGCCUGAAGAUGCUGGUGUAUACAUGUGCCGCGCUUACAAUGCUGCUGGCGAAGCUGUCUCCUCCACCGCUAUGAAGGUUAAAUCUAAAUCCAAUAUUGCUGGCGAACCAUUGAUUCCCGAAUCAUGGGAAGCCAUCCGCCAGAAGGAGGCCGCCAUGAAUCGUGUACCAGAAAUGUUUGUGGAUACAACACCACAACAAGCACCAGUGUUCACAACACACUUGCAGAGCUACGACAAGCUCUCUGAAGGUCAACAUGUACUGCUUGAAGCUCAAGUUGAACCACGUGCCGAUCCGAACUUGCGUAUUGAAUGGUUCAAAAAUGGUAUUUCUCUUACCACCGGUUCUCGUAUUCGCAGCACCUUCGACUUUGGCUUGGUUACACUCUCCGUUAACGGAUUACGUGCGGAUGACUCUGCUAUUUACACUUGCAAAGCCACAAACCAAAUCGGUGAAGCUGUAUCAACAUGCAGUCUUAAGAUUGAAGAUCGCCAUUGGUUGCAAGGUGAGUCACUACAUCCAGACUCUUUGCCACGCAUUGGUGAAUUGGAAGCACCCAAACCAGGACGCCCUGAGGCACCAGAAACUGUUUAUGAAGUGCCUGUGUUCACUACUCAUUUGAACAAUAUCGAAUGCAAAGAGGGUGAUAAUGUACGUUUCGAAUCGAUGGUCGAACCCUCACGUGACCCAACAAUGCAAAUUGAAUGGUCCUAUAACGGACAACCACUACAAGCUGCCGCUAAAUUUAAGUCUAUUUAUGAUUUCGGCUACUGUGCUUUGGACUUAACGAAUGCCUAUCCAGAGAAUAGUGGUGUCUACACGCUCAAGGCAACCAACAGCAAGGGUUCAGCUACCACAUCCGGUACACUCAAGUGCACAGGCGGUAAGACCUUCUACCUGGAUACACAACAUCCACAAGGUGAAGCUGGUUUGGAGGCUGUUAAGGAAACUGAAGAAGAAUUGGCCAAUCGUUAUUCGCGCCAAGUUUCGAAACCCGAAACUCAAUAUCCAGCACCAGUUUGGACCAAACCAUUGCAAGCUGAGUUCCAUCUCUCCGAGGCGCAAUCAUUGCACUUGGAAGGUAAUGUUGAACCUAAGGAAGAUCCUAACCUCUUCAUUGAAUGGUACUUCAAUGGUAAGAUACUACAACAUGGCUCACGCUUCAAGAUGACCAGUGAAUUCGGUUUCGUCACCAUGGACUUGACUGAGGUCUACGAACGCGAUCAAGGUAUUUACACUUGCAAGGCAUACAAUAAGGCCGGCGAGGCCUUCACCACCACCACCAUUUUCUGCACCAGCAAGGAAAGCAUUAUCGAGAAGACACAACAUCCAAAGGGUGCAGAAGGUUUGGAACAAAUUCAAGAUUUGGAAGAGUCACUACGUAAGGAUGGCUCGAAACCAGAGAAGCCAGAAGAAGGUAUGGCACCGCGCUUCACCACCGAAUUCAUUGACAUCAAGGAUGUUGGUGAGGGUGAGAUUGCUCACUACGAGGCCAAUCUUGUACCAACUGGUGACCAAAGUAUGGUUAUUGAAUGGUUCUAUAAUGGUAAAGUCUUGGAGGCUAGUCAUCGUGUGCGCACCAUCUAUGCUUUCGGUAUGGUCGCUUUGGAAAUUCUUGGCACUAAGAUCGAAGACUCGGGCACUUACACAUGCCGUGCCACCAAUAAAUAUGGCAGCGCUGAAAUUAGCUGCGUUCUGGAGUGUGUUGAGAAACCACGUGGACAGAAACCACGUUUCACCUCACACAUCCAAUCAUUGGAGGGACUCAAGGAUGGACAGUCCGCUCACUUCGAGUGUACACUCAUACCAGUCAACGAUCCUGAACUUAAAGUCGAGUGGUAUCACAACGGCAAACUCUUACGCCACUCCAACCGCAUCAAGACCGUAUCCGACUUCGGCUAUGUUGUUUUGGAUGUUGCUUACUUGCAAGAUCACGACAGCGGUGAGUACAUGUGCCGCGCCUACAACAAGUAUGGUGAAGAUUUCACACGCGCAACACUCAACUGUCGCGGCCGUGGUGGUGUCUUCUAUGACAGUUUGCAACCCGAUUCACUGCCAAGAAUUCGCGAGCUUGAAUGCCCACAAGGACAACAGGGCGAUACCAGUGCACCAGUGGUUACCGAACCACCCAAAUUUAUUACACAAAUUACGGACAUCACCAAAUUGGUUGAGGGACAGAGUGCACACUUUGAAGCACGUCUUACACCGGUCACUGAUCCAGAUCUUAAGGUCGAAUGGUAUUUCAAUGGCAAGAAAUUGCCACAUGGUCAUCGUUUCCGCACCUUCCACGAUUUCGGUAUUGUAAUCUUGGACAUCUUGUACUGUUAUGAGGAAAAUUCAGGUGUUUAUGAGUGCCGCGCCGUCAAUAAGUAUGGUGAAGAUGUAACACGCGCCACGCUGAAGUGCACUUCAAAGGCCAAUUUGAUUCUGGAUUCACAACUGCCACGCGGUAUGGAAGGCGGUUUGGAGAAGAUCGCUAACCUCGAGUACAGCAUGAUACGUACACGUGACGAAACUGUUGAAGAGACCAAGGGCAAAGCACCAGUUUUCACUGUACCACUCGAGAAUAUCGACAAUCUGCGUGAAGGUGAGAAUGCUCACUUCGAGGCACGCGUCACACCAACCGACGAUCCACGUUUGCGUGUUGAAUGGUUCUGGAAUGGACGUCCACUUAAAGCGGGCUCACGUUUCCGCACAUUCUGUGACUUCGGUUUUGUCAUUUUGGAAAUCUCACCGGUCUAUCCCGAAGACUCUGGUGAAUAUUCUUGCCGUGCUAUUAACGAAUACGGUGAGGCUGUGACCACUGCCACCAUGAAGAUACAAGGAAAACGUAGCAUCAUCAUGGAAUCUCAACUGCCCAAGGGUAUGGAGGGUACCAUUGAUCGUAUUGCCGAACUUGAGGGUCUCGGUAUGCGUAGCACAGAAUUUGUGCCUGAAGAUGAUAGUGGCAAACCACCAGAAUUCAUUACAACUCCAUUCGAUAUGGUCAUCACUGAAAACUCGUUGGCCCACUUCGAAUGCCGCUUGCAGCCGGUUAAUGAUCCAAGCAUGCGCGUCGAUUGGUUCCACAAUGGUAAAGCUUUGUGGGCUGGUUCACGCAUCAAGACCAUCAAUGAUUUCGGUUUUGUCAUUUUGGAAAUUGCCGGUUGUUAUCAACGUGAUACCGGCUUGUACACUUGCAAGGCCACCAAUAAGCAUGGAGAAGCAACUGUUUCAUGCAAACUGCAAGUUAAGGGUCGUCAAGGCAUCAUUGUUGAACCACAAUUGCCUUCGAACUUCCGUACUGGCACUGAAAGUCUGCAGAAAUUGGAGGAGAGCAUGCAUAAGCGUGAAGAAAUCGUCAUCGACGAGGAGCAACCGAACCCACCUAAAUUCAUUGAGGAAAUCAAGGACAACCUCGAUGUGCCCGAAGGUGGCCCAAUACACUUCGAUUGCCGUGUCGAACCCGUCGGCGAUCCUACCAUGCGCAUUGAUUGGUUCUACAAUGGACGUCCUAUGCCGACCGGCUCACGUGUACAUCAACUCAACGAUUUCGGCUUUAUCGCCAUGGAUAUCGAUUACAUUUACAUACGUGAUGCUGGUGAGUAUACUUGCCGUGCCACCAACAAAUGGGGCACUGCUACCACCACUGCCAAGGUUACAUGCAAGAGCAAGCAUAGCAUCGUCUACGAUACACAAUUGCCCGAUGGCAUGACCGCCGAAAAAUUGAAGGAGCUUGAACGUGGUCGCAUUCCCGAUGUGCCCAGAAUUGAGGAACCCGAUUUCGGACCACCAGAAUUCGUUACUGAAAUUCAAAAUGUCACCGCUGAGGAAUCCGAAGCUAUGCGCUUCGAGUGCCAAGUGGAACCGAAGAACGAUCCCAAUUUACGUGUAGAAUGGUACCGCAAUGGCAAGUUGUUGCCAAGCGGUCACCGUUACAGAACCAUCUUCGAUAUGGGUUAUGUAUCGCUCGAUAUUUUGUAUAUCUAUGCUGAAGACUCUGGCGAAUAUGUGUGCCGUGCGGUGAACAAACACGGCGAGGCGCGCACCAAGGCGACAAUUUCAUGCAAGAAACUACCAACAAUUAUGCUGCAAAACCAAGUGCCACGUGGCAUGAAACCCAAUGAAACACUCACUCAAAUGGAGGCCACCAUUAAGAAAUAUACCUCAGAGGUGCACUUGACUGAGGAUGAUCUCUUCGAUCCGGAUCGCAAGCAACCACCACGCUUCGUUACACAAAUCAAGGAUCAGACCACACUCACCGAGAUGGCAACCACCAAAUUUGAAUGCCAAUUGGCGCCAGUUGGUGAUCCAAACAUGAAGGUUGAAUGGUUCUUCAAUGGCAAACCAUUGUUGUACAAGAAUCGCUUCCAACCCAUCUACGACUUCGGUUAUGUAGCCAUGAACUUUGGCUGGGUCUAUCCAGAGGACAGCGGCGAAUAUGUGUGCCGUGCCACCAAUCUCUAUGGCAAGGAUGAGACUCGCGCAUUCAUUAAGGUCUCUGGCAAGCCUGGCAUUGUCUACGACUCACAGUUGCCCGCUCAUAUGCAGGAGACAUCUAUUCAGCGCAUCCGUGAAAUGGAAGCUUCGUGGCAAGUUGUACCAGAAGAGGCCGAUCCCGAUGCAAAACCAAGAGCUAAACCGACUUUCGUUAGCAAAUUGGAACCACAAACCGUUGAAGAGGGCGAACCCGCACGUUUCUGUGUACGCGUAACUGGCCAUCCACGUCCCAGAGUUAUGUGGCUCAUCAAUGGACACACCGUUGUGCAUGGCUCACGUUACAAACUAACGAACGAUGGCAUGUUCCAUUUGGACAUACCAAAAACACGACAAUACGAUACCGGCAAGGUUGAAGUGAUCGCUAGAAAUUCAGUUGGCGAAGCGAUCGCCACCACCGAACUGAAUGUGGUCGAACGUUCAGAUGAUUAUCGCGGUGUAUUGAAGAAUUCACCACGUCCUUGGUAUGAUUAUGAGCUAACCGCUUAUCAAAAAGAACGACAAGAAACCGAGCUGGAGAAGAUAUUCGAUGAGCGCAAACAAUAUUUGGCCGAUCAAGGUAAACCACUGAAGGGUGUCGAACACUUGAAACCCAAGCAGAUCAAACAAGAAACACCCGAAUGGCAACAAACCGUUAAUGCCAAACGCAGUGAGGAUUACUACAGUAAAUUGCAAGAAUUAGAAACCGAGCAAUUGCUGAAGGAGACCAAUUUGCGCAAGGAAUCCCAUCAAUAUGCCAUACCCGGCGAGAAGGUUGUACAGAGUUCGGCUGCCAAGGGCAUGGCCAAGUCUUACGAGGAAAAUCUGGAAGAACAGUCGUCGACAACAACUACGGCUGCCAAGAAGGUUGUCAAGAAACCACCAGUUGAACCGGCAGAAUCGUCGGUACAUGGACGUGAAGUUAUCAUGAAUAAACAACAACAAACACAAAAGGAAGUUGUUGGCGAUUUGGAGAUUACACGCAAGAUUACUGCUACCGAAACGACUGAAAUGGAGCAUAAGGGCACCGUGCAGGAGCGCGUUGUCAAGGGACCCGUAUUACCCUCGAAGCCACCAGUGUUCACCAAGAAGAUACAACCAUGCCGCGUGUUCGAAAACGAGCAGGCUAAGUUUGAGGUUGAGUUCGAUGGCGAACCAAUGCCCACCGUUAAGUGGUACCGUGAAAGCUUCCCCAUCAAGAAUUCACCGGAUUUGCAAAUCCACACCUUCAGCGGCAAAUCCAUACUGAUCAUACGCCAGGUGUUCGUCGAAGACUCGGCUGUGUUCUCUUGUAUCGCCGAGAAUCGUGGAGGCACUGCCAAGUGCAGCGCCAAUUUGGUGGUUGAGGAACGUCGCCGUGCCGGCAAAGGUGGACUAACACCACCCAGCUUUGUGAGUGUAAUUCAAAGCGCCACCGUUGCCACCGGUCAAUUGGCACGUUUCGACGCCAAGGUAACCGGCUCACGCCCAAUGGAUGUCUAUUGGUUGAAGAACGGUCAAAAGGUACAGCCAAGCAUUAAAUACAAAAUGCUUGAAGAGGACAAUGUUUACACGCUACUCAUUAUCGAGCCAUUCGCUGAAGAUUCAGGCCGUUAUGAGUGUGUUGCCGUUAAUGUAGCCGGUGAGGCACGUUGCGAUGCCGAUUGCAUUGUACAAUCACCCACCAAACCAGACAAGCCCACCACACCGGGCAGUGAGAAGCCACCACAUAUUGUCGAGAAAUUGAAGAGUCAAUCCGUUGAGGAGGGUAGCAAAGUAAUCUUCCGUUGUCGCAUUGAGGGUAAACCCACACCGACAGCACGUUGGUAUCGUGGUGAAAAUAUUGUGAAGCCAUCGCGUUACUUCCAAAUGACACGUCAAGGUGAAUACUAUCAACUGGUGAUUUCCGAAGCCUUCCCCGAGGAUGAGGGCACUUACAAGUGUGUCGCCGAGAAUAAGCUGGGCAGCAUUAAUACCAGCGCUCAAUUGAAGGUGCGUCCAAUUGAGAAUCUCGACGCCCCACCAACCAUUACCGCACUGAAGGAUGUUUCCGUGUCGGAGGGUAUGCCAGCACAAUUCAAAACCACCGUUACCGGUAAAGUGAAGGCCACCAGUGUGCAAUGGUUCCGUGAGGGUUCUCUUAUACCGGAAACCCCUGACUUCCAAAUGAUCUUCGAUGGAAAUAGUGCCGUACUACUUAUUGGAACCACUUAUGAGGAGGAUUCGGGCAUUUUCACCGUACGCGUCACCUCAUCAACUGGACAGGUCGAGUCAUCAGCUAAGUUGACUGUUAAAAAACGACGCAUUUCGGCCUUCCAGUUACGGCCAAUCGAUUCCGUUGAAGAUGAGACCUCAUCCUCAGGCAAAGAAGACAGCUCACCCGAGUCUCCACGCCCCCAACAGCCCGGCGCACCACAGUAUGGCCAAUAUUUGGCCAUCAAUGGGCAUACACCACAUCAGGGGCGUCCACGUACGAAGAAGCCACGUAGUAAAUCAUUGCAGCCACAAUCAAACAUAGUGCCCUGGCGUAAAUCAUCACGUCCACGACGUGGUCGUUCGCUAGACAAACAACCCUUCUUCCCCGGUUACAAGCCAGAACCGGUUAAAUCAUGGACUGAGGAAACGAUAAGUCUGAAGCCGACACCAAUCGAAAAGAAAGUAAUUCCGAAAAUGGAAGCCGCUAAGGUUGAACUCAAAUCCAUUAAGGAACAACGUAAUCAAGGUUUGAUGGGUAUCGGCGCAACGCUCGAUCAAAUUAUCGCUGGUAAGACUGAAAAGGAAGCCAUUCCAUGGAUUGUGAUGCGUGACAAAUUGAAACAUGUCGAAAGUGUACAACAACAAUUGGACAAAUUCGAUUUGGAUGAAGUGUAUCUGCGACCAAUCGAACAGCCAAUCGUUACAGAUCAACAAGCACCACAACAGGCGCAACAGGAACAAAUUGAACGUACCAAAGAGAUACAGCGUCUACGCAGUAUGGAGAGUAUUGAAAUCACCGAGAUGACGGAGCAGAUCGAGAAGUUGAUUACGAAACAUCAAAAGGAAGACGCAAUACCAUGGAAGGAAAUGCGCCAGCAUUUGAAGAGUGUACAACGUGUCACCAAUCAAAUUGAGAAGUUCAAAAUUGAAGAAGUAGAACUGCGCCAUCUGCAGGCACAGACCUCAACCACAGAGGAAGUAAGUAGCGCAACACAAGGUACGGUCUCAAUGUUGGUUGACGAGAGCUCUAAGGGCUCCAUACAGAAGGUGUUACGCAAGGAGGAUCUGCAGCAAUAUGAAGAUGUCAAUGAGAUCCAUAAACAACAGUAUAUUAUAAGUGAAGAUAUUAAUAUGCUGAGUGUUGCUGAGCGUGAAAAGCUGGAGGCGCAACGUAUCAUUCAACAACAGCAACCCGUAAACUGGCGUCAAGGACGUAAAGUGCCCACAUUGCAGCCACUCACCUCGACUGAGGAUACCUCAAUACUGAAGACUGGUCUAACGACACAAGAACAGUUUGAACAAAGCUUGCAACAACAAAAAUACACCACCGUUGAAGACACAAAAAUGAUGAGCAUUGAAGAGUAUGAGCAUCUGCAAAUGUUGAAACGUACACAAGAAGAGAAGGCUGUAGAAUGGCGUCAGCAGCGACAAACACAGGAGUUCCAACAAAUUGAGGACUCCACCAGACUUUCGUUGCAACAACGACAAGAUACGGAAGAACAACAAUUCGCACAGCCACAACCGGCCUUGUGGGAUCGUGGCAGAAAGAAGCCACAGCCGCAACAGGCACAACCACAAGCACCGCAACCCACACAGCAAUAUCCUGAGCAACCUAAGACUUAUGAGGAAGCAGUGGAUGAGCUGCCUGAGGAGCCGGUAAAACCAACCGAACAACCUACACCAGUUAUGUGGGAACGUGGUAGAAAGAAGGUCACUACACAACAACAGCAAAUCACUGAUGUGCAACAAGUCACUGAAGUAGCUCAGCAACAAAUCGUGGAACAACAACAAGUGAUCGAACAAAGAGAAUUUGUUGAAGAAACCAAGAAGACCAGCGUACGCAAAAUAAUUGCGCCACGUGAGCCUGAACAGAAACUAGAGCAAGUUGUACUCAAGCCCACACCACGCCCACGUCCGAAGUUGCCACAAAAGACCGAAGAAGUGCAAUUACAAACAUUGAAACGUACGCAGGCUACACAUACUGUGGAAGAACAGCCGACCAAAGCCUACGAAGAAGCUGUGGAUACACUUGAAGAAGAAGUAGUACCACAACAACCGAUUGCACCCGAACCAGUAUUAUGGGAACGUGGCAAGAAGAAGCCCGCUAAGUUUGAGGAAGUUAUUGCUGAACAACCAACGAAAACUUAUGAGGAGGCUGUGGAUGGACUACCGGAGCAGCCUGUAUCACAAAUCACAGAACAGCCACAACCUGCGUUGUGGGAACGUGGCAAGAAGAAGUCUACGGUGCAAGCUGAAGUAGUGCAGCAAGUGGCGCAACAACAGCAAACGAUUGAGCAACAAACUGUGGUGGAAGAGGUUAAGAAAGUUACACGUAAAGUAAUACCACAAGAACCAGAACAGAAGAUGGAACAAGUGGUGCUUAAGCCAACACCACGGCAGAAACCCAAAGAAGCACCUAAAGCUGAAGAAGUCCAACUUAAACCAGCCAAACGACCACAACCAACACGCGCUGUGGAGGAGGAACAACAGCAACCGACGAAGGCAUUUGAAGAAGCAGUUGAUGAGCUUCCUGAAGAACCAAAACCACAGCAACCCGAGCAGCAACCGGUCCUAUGGGAACGUGGUAAGAAGAAACCUAUCAAACCUGUAGAGGAAAAGGUGGAAGAGCUACCCACUAAAGCAUAUGAGGAAGUUGUGGAUGAAUUAGUGGAGGAACCUAUUCCUCAGCAAGAGGAGCAGCCACAGCCUGUAAUGUGGGAACGUGGUAAACGUGUAAAACCACAGCCACAAGAGAUUGCAGAAGUUGAACAAAAGGUAGAAGAGCAUGUUUCGGAAGAAGUCGCCGUUGUUGAGGAAGUUAAAAAGAAGGCUACACGUAAAAUUAUUCCACAAGAGCCCGAAAAAGUGGAGCAAGUGGUGCUUAAACCUACUCCAAGACAAAAACCAAAAGAAACGCCAAAGGCUGAAGAGGUACAAUUAAAGCCCACCAGACGGCCACAACCAACACAAGUUGUCGAAGAAAAGUCUCAAGAACCCACGAAAGCAUAUGAAGAAGCCGUGGAUGAAAUAAUCGAAGAAACGGCUCAAGUAGAAGAACAGCCACAACCUGUUAUGUGGGAACGUGGUAAGAAGAAGAAGCCUGCUAAACAGCCAGAGGAGAAGAUAGAAGAGGUUCCCGUAUUACAAACAAAAGAAGAAGUUGUUGAUGUAAUCGAGGAGCCAAAGCCUGAGCAACCAGCAGAAAAGCCUGUGUUGUGGGAACGCGGUAAGAAGAAAUCAAAGCCACAAGAAGUUGAAGUUGUCGAAACCCAGAAAGAGGAAGUACAAGAGCAAGAAGUAGUUGAGAAGAAGAAGGUCAAGAAAGUUAAGAAACGCCCAAGUGUAACUGAGAUAGUACAAACUGAAGACGUAACACCAAGUGUAGAAGAAGAAGAAGUUAUUGAAGAAACACCAGAGGAAGCACAACCAACAAUUGAUGAAGAAAAAACGAUGGAAGAGACAACAGAAAUUAUAGAGAAAGUCAAAAUUAAGAAGGUGAAGAAACCUAAAGUCAAACCAGAAGAGGAAAUUGAAAUUACAGAAACUCCGGAAGAAAUUGUGGAAGAAGCUGUUGAAGAUGUCAGUAUUGCAGAAGAAAGUGUUGAAGAAAAGAAACGUAAAAUCAAAAAGGUAAAGAAACCUAAGAAGGUUAAAAUUGCCGAUGAAGUAGAAGAAAUUCAACCUGAGGAAGAGGAAGAAGAAGAAGAAAUACAGCCAGAAGAACCAGUACCAGAAGAAAGUGUUCCGAUUAAACGUAAAGAAAUUAAACCACAAGAGCCUGAACAAGUAGAAAAGGUGUCACUUAAACCGGUACCACGUAAGCAGUUACCCAAACCAGAGCAAGAGAAACCAGAAGAAGUCACACUUAAACCAGUUAAGAAACAUAUAGUUUCUGAAGAUAUACAGCAACCCACAGAAGCUGAGGUUGAAACUUAUGAAGAAGCUCCUGAGAAAGUUGUGGAGGAAGUCAUCGAAGAAGUAACGAAGAAACGUGUCAAGAAGAAGAAGCCCAAGAAGAAGGCAGUUGAGCAAGAAGAAGAAGAGGAAGUCGAACAACCCACCGAAGAAGUAGAAGAGGAAGAAGAAGAAAUUGUAGAACCGGUACCAGAAAUUGAAGAACAACCAAUCGAAGAAGUUGUUGAAACUGAAGAGAUUGCGCCACAACCUAAACCGAAAGCUAAGCCAAUACCGGUCGAAGAAAAGGUGGAAGAAGUUUCACUCAAACCAAUAAGAAAAGCUAAAAAGCCUCUGCCUGAAGAACAAACCAUCGAAGAGGUAAAACUGAAACCCGUAAGACGGCCACAACAAGUGCCAGAAGAACAGCAGCUAGAAGAAGUAGUUCUGCAGCAUGUGGAGAAGCAAGCAGAAGAAAUAAUAGUUGAAGAAAAGAAAAAGACAAAGCGUGUUAAAAAGCCAAAGCCAGAGGAGUUGCCAGAAAUACCAGAUGCAGAGCCGGUACAACUUGAAGAAGCUGAGCAUUACGAUAUUGAAAAAGAACCGAUUGUAGAAGAACCACAACCGCAAGUGCCAUGGAAGCGUGGCGAAAAGAAGAAGCCCGUUGAAGAACCCAUUGAAGAAAAACAAUGGCCCACAGGUAAGAGAAAGCCACGAGCUGAAGAACAACCAGAGGAAGUCGCUCUCAAACCAAUACCACAAAAACCAAAAGAAGAACCAGUGCAACCAAUUAAAGAAGUUCCAGCACCUAAAUUGGCGCCAGAAGAACGACCACAACCCGAAGAGGAAGAACUCGAAAUCACGCCCAUACCCGUUGAAGAUGAAACUAAGCCACAGAAAGAGAAGCCAAAGAAAGAAAAGAAAAAGAAACCGAAAUUGCAAAAGGCAACACCAUCAGUUGAUGAAAUCACUGAAGAAAUCGCAGAACCAUUCAAUGAGCCAAUCACCGAAGAAGAUCAAGUAGAUGAAAUACCGAUUGACGAAAUCAAGGAAGUGGCCGUAUCUGAAGAAGUUUUACCCGAAGAAGAAGUCGUGCCAACUGAAGACCUGCCCACCACCAAGCAGAAAGCACAUAAGAAACGCACAAAACGCCUAAAGGAUGCAUCCUUCGAAGAGCAGCCACAGCUGCUUGAAGCCGAAAUUGUGGAUCUUGAAGCUGAAGAGAUCAUAACACAAGAAACUUCACAAGAAGUCUCACAAAAGACUAUAACACUUAAGAAGACCGAAGACAACCGACCACAAUUCAUUACCACCGAGCAAUUAAUCGAGCUCGAUGUUGAAGAUGUGCGACGUGGCAUCGACAUGAAAGUUACAUCCAAUAUUGUUAAGAAAGAAACGCGGCGUAUCAUAUUGGACGACAGUCAACCAUUACCCGAGCUUGAGCUAAUCACGCAAAAACGCAUACAAGAGGGUAUCGAUAUGCUGCCCGAUGAAGAACUGAUCGAAGAUCAGACCGUGCCACAAAAGGAAGAGACCACAACAUCCGAAGUGCAACGCCAAGAGCGUAAGUUGGUGCGCAAGAAGAAGAAGGAAAUCAAACCACCACGUAUUACCGAAAAGUUACGACCGGUCAUGUGCACACCAGAAGCGCCCACAGAGUUGGAGUGCAAGAUUGAGGGUACACCAUUCCCCGAAAUCAGCUGGUAUUUCAACGAUGUGCUCUUGUUCGCUUCGGAGAAGUAUGAAAUUACGGUAAUGGAAGAUGUAGCCAAACUGAAGAUAGCCAAGGUCACGCCCAGCGAUGUGGGCGUAUACACUUGCGAGGCGCGCAACGAAGCCGGCGUAGCAACGAGUCGUGCCAAUAUCUUUUUAGAAAAAGAACAAGGCAUUGCACCACAAUUCACAAAACCGCUCAAAAUCGAGUUCACCGAAGAGAAGGAACCCGAAUUGUUGAGAGUCACUGUGACUUGUCAAGUUGUCGGCAAGCCAAUGCCACAAGUGAAAUGGUAUCGCGGCACCGAAGAGGUCAUACCCAGCGAAACUGUACAGACAUUCUACAACGAAGAGACCGGCGAUGUUGCUUUGGAGGUUAUCAAUCCAACACCGAAUGUAGCGAUCACAUACUCAGUGCAAGCACAAAACGAUUUCGGACGCGCUCUUGGCAAUGCCAACAUACUUAGCCGCGUAGACGAGGCACCAUUGGAGGUAUUGAAACCACCUAAAGUGACACCGCUGAGUGCACAAGUCAUACCGACCGGUGGUACCUUGUUGUUCGAGGCCAAAUAUGAGGGUACACCACGACCGGAAAUCGUUUGGUUACGCAAUGGUCGUGAAAUACAAAUCAAUGAGGAUGUCACAAUCGAGACGACCGAGACCACGACCAUAAUCAAGAUAAUCAAUAUGAAUCGCAAACGUAGCGGUAAAUAUGAAGUGUGUGCUAAGAAUACAGUUGGUGAGGCGAAAUCUUCGGGUUCGGUAAUGGUUACCGAUCAAGCGCCCGAUAAAGAGAUUAUACCACCACGUUUCGUACAGCCAUUGCAACCGAAGUACUUUGGUGAAAAUGAAGUAGCCAUAUUGGAGGCUGUUGUCACAUCUGAACCACUCUCGUCAUUCCAAUGGUUUGUGAAUUUGGAACCCAUCAAGAGCACAAACGAAUGUCGUAUAGUUUCGCAGGCGAACAAAUCGACACUAUUGAUUGAGAAUUUCCAGCGUAAAUUCGUUGGUCCGUAUACAUGUCGUGCGGAGAAUGUUGGCGGUUCGGUUACAUCGACGGCCACCGUUAAAUUACUGGAAGAUAGUCCGCAAGAGAGUGUGGAAGAAUUCGAAUCACCACGAUUCGUUGAAGAAUUGUUAGAGCCGAUUACGGUAAUGGAUGGUGAGGCAUUAUUGCUCACCUGCAAAGUGGUUGGCAAGCCGACGCCGCGAGUCGAAUGGUAUCAUAAUGAGGAGAAAAUUGUGGAAACCAAAGAGACGUUAAUCUCACAGGAUGCCGAUGGCUUAUGUCAGUUGCAAAUCACCGAAGUAUUCCCCGAAAAUGAUGGCGAAUACAAGUGUGUGGCCAGCAAUAAAAUUGGCGAAGCGCUAACAACGACAUUUGUUAAUAUACAAGCAUUUGAAUAUAUCCCCGAUUCUGAAAUCACUGGACUCACUGGCUCCGAAGAGGAUCUCCUGGACAAGACUCUUUCAAUCGACGAACAACCACCGAAAAUCAUUAAGAAAUUACCUGAAAAAAUCGAACCCAAAGAGGGUGAACUAGCGAAAUUGGAAGUUAAGGUUACUGGUAAACCAAAACCAAAAGUCAAAUGGCUGCGCGACGACGAAGAGAUAUUCGCUUCCGAAGAAUAUCAAAUCGAAAAUUUCGAAGAUGGCACCUCAGUGCUGGUCAUCAAUCAUGUCUAUCCCGAUGAUGUGGGCAUCAUUAGCUUUGAGGCGCACAAUCCAUUGGGUGUAGCUGUGACAACGGCGCUCUUUGCGGUCGAAGGCAUCGUUGGAACUAAGGACUACCGCAAACCAGAAUGGGUAACGCAUAUGGAAGAAAUGCAGAAGGCGCUUAAAGACGACAAGCAAGCAGAAACCACAGUCACUGUUGAAGAAACUCCUGUUGAGAAAGCUCCCGAGGAAAUUAAAGAAUUACCCGAAGAGGUACGUGUGGUUGAAACCAUCUCUGAAGACGGUAAACCAAAGAAAAAGAAGAUUCGCACACGUGUAAUCAAGAAGGUGAAGGGUGACAAACAAGAAGUCACAAAGAUCGAAACCGUCGAAGAAGAUGACAAACAACCAGAAAUCACAGUUACUGUUGAAGAAACUCCCGUUGAGGAAGCACCUGAGGAAGUUAGAGAAAUGCCCGAAGAGGUGCGUGUGGUUGAGACCAUCUCCGAAGACGGUAAACCAAAGAAAAAGAAGAUUCGCACACGCGUAAUCAAGAAGGUGAAGGGUGACAAACAAGAAGUCACGAAGAUCGAAACCGUCGAAGAAGAUGACAAACAACCAGACACCACUGUCACUGUUGAAGAAACUCCCGUUGAGGAAGCACCUGAGGAAGUUAGAGAAAUGCCCGAAGAGGUGCGUGUGGUUGAGACCAUCUCCGAAGACGGUAAACCAAAGAAGAAGAAGAUUCGCACACGUGUAAUCAAGAAGGUGAAGGGUGACAAACAAGAAGUCACGAAGAUCGAAACCGUCGAAGAAGAUGACAAACAACCAGAAACCACAGUCACAGUUGAAGAGACACCUGUUGAGGAAGCACCUGAGGAAGUUAGAGAAAUGCACGAAGAGGUGCGUGUGGUUGAGACCAUCUCCGAAGACGGUAAACCAAAGAAGAAGAAGAUUCGCACACGCGUAAUAAAGAAGGUGAAGGGUGACAAACAAGAAGUCACGAAGAUCGAAACCGUCGAAGAAGAUGACAAGCAACCAGAAACCACAGUCACUGUUGAAGAAACUCCCGUUGAGGAAGCACCUGAGGAAGUUAGAGAAAUGCCAGAAGAGGUGCGUGUGGUUGAAACCAUCUCCGAAGACGGUAAACCAAAGAAGAAGAAGAUUCGCACACGUGUAAUCAAAAAGGUGAAGGGUGACAAACAAGAAGUCACGAAGAUCGAAACCGUUGAAGAAGAUGACAAGCAACCAGAAACCACAGUCACUGUUGAAGAAACUCCCGUUGAGGAAGCACCUGAGGAAGUUAGAGAAAUGCCCGAAGAAGUGCGUGUGUUUGAAACCAUCUCCGAAGACGGUAAACCAAAGAAAAAGAAGAUUCGCACACGCGUAAUCAAGAAGGUGAAGGGUGACAAACAAGAAGUCACGAAGAUCGAAACCGUAGAAGAAGAUGACAAACAACCAGAAACCACAGUCACUAUUGAAGAAACUCCUAUUGAGGAAGCACCUGAGGAAGUUAGAGAAAUGCCCGAAGAAGUGCGUGUGUUUGAGACCAUCUCCGAAGACGGUAAACCAAAGAAAAAGAAGAUUCGCACACGCGUAAUCAAGAAGGUGAAGGGUGACAAACAAGAAGUCACGAAGAUCGAAACCGUCGAAGAAGAUGACAAACAACCAGAAACCACAGUCACUGUUGAAGAAACUCCCGUUGAGGAAGCACCUGAGGAAGUUAGAGAAAUGCCCGAAGAGGUGCGUGUGGUUGAGACCAUCUCCGAAGACGGUAAACCAAAGAAGAAGAAGAUUCGCACACGCGUAAUCAAGAAGGUGAAGGGUGACAAACAAGAAGUCACGAAGAUCGAAACCGUCGAAGAAGAUGACAAACAACCAGAAACCACAGUCACUGUUGAAGAAACUCCCGUUGAGGAAGCACCUGAGGAAGUUAGAGAAAUGCCCGAAGAGGUGCGUGUCGUUGAAACCAUCUCCGAAGACGGUAAACCAAAGAAAAAGAAGAUUCGCACACGCGUAAUCAAGAAGGUGAAGGGUGACAAACAAGAAGUCACGAAGAUCGAAACCGUCGAAGAAGAUGACAAACAACCAGAAACCACAGUCACUGCUGAAGAAACUCCCGUUGAGGAAGCACCUGAGGAAGUUAGAGAAAUGCCCGAAGAAGUGCGUGUGUUUGAAACCAUCUCCGAAGACGGUAAACCAAAGAAAAAGAAGAUUCGCACACGCGUAAUCAAGAAGGUGAAGGGUGACAAACAAGAAGUCACGAAAAUCGAAACCGUCGAAGAAGAUGACAAACAACCAGAAACCACAGUCACUGUUGAAGAAACUCCCGUUGAGGAAGCACCUGAGGAAGUUAGAGAAAUGCCCGAAGAGGUGCGUGUCGUUGAAACCAUCUCCGAAGACGGUAAACCAAAGAAAAAGAAGAUUCGCACACGCGUAAUCAAGAAGGUGAAGGGUGACAAACAAGAAGUCACGAAGAUCGAAACCGUCGAAGAAGAUGACAAACAACCAGAAACCACAGUCACUGUUGAAGAAACUCCCGUUCUGGAAGCACCUGAGGAAGUUAGAGAAAUGCCCGAAGAGGUGCGUGUGGUUGAGACCAUCUCCGAAGACGGUAAACCAAAGAAGAAGAAGAUUCGCACACGUGUAAUCAAAAAGGUGAAGGGUGACAAACAAGAAGUCACGAAAAUCGAAACCGUCGAAGAAGAUGACAAACAACCAGAAAUCACAGUCACAGUUGAAGAGACCCCUGUUGAGGAAGCACCUGAGGAAGUUAGAGAAAUGCCCGAAGAGGUGCGUGUGGUUGAAACCAUCUCCGAAGACGGUAAACCAAAGAAGAAGAAGAUUCGCACACGUGUAAUCAAAAAGGUGAAGGGUGACAAACAAGAAGUCACGAAAAUCGAAACCGUCGAAGAAGAUGACAAACAACCAGAAAUCACAGUCACAGUUGAAGAGACCCCUGUUGAGGAAGCACCUGAGGAAGUUAGAGAAAUGCCCGAAGAGGUGCAUGUUGUUGAGACCAUCUCCGAAGACGGUAAACCAAAGAAGAAGAAGAUUCGCACACGUGUAAUAAAGAAGGUGAAGGGUGGCAAACAAGAAGUCACAAAGAUCGAAACCGUCGAAGAAGAUGACAAACAACCAGAAAUCACAGUUACUGUUGAAGAAACUCCCGUUGAGGAAGCACCUGAGGAAGUUAGAGAAAUGCCCGAAGAGGUGCGUGUGGUUGAGACCAUCUCCGAAGACGGUAAACCAAAGAAAAAGAAGAUUCGCACACGUGUAAUCAAAAAGGUGAAGGGUGACAAACAAGAAGUCACGAAGAUCGAAACCGUCGAAGAAGAUGACAAACAACCAGAAACCACAGUCACUGUUGAAGAAACUCCCGUUGAGGAAGCACCUGAGGAAGUUAGAGAAAUGCCCGAAGAGGUGCGUGUCGUUGAAACCAUCUCCGAAGACGGUAAACCAAAGAAAAAGAAGAUUCGCACACGCGUAAUCAAGAAGGUGAAGGGUGACAAACAAGAAGUCACGAAGAUCGAAACCGUCGAAGAAGAUGACAAACAACCAGAAACCACAGUCACUGUUGAAGAAACUCCCGUUCUGGAAGCACCUGAGGAAGUUAGAGAAAUGCCCGAAGAGGUGCGUGUGGUUGAGACCAUCUCCGAAGACGGUAAACCAAAGAAGAAGAAGAUUCGCACACGUGUAAUCAAAAAGGUGAAGGGUGACAAACAAGAAGUCACGAAAAUCGAAACCGUCGAAGAAGAUGACAAACAACCAGAAAUCACAGUCACAGUUGAAGAGACCCCUGUUGAGGAAGCACCUGAGGAAGUUAGAGAAAUGCCCGAAGAGGUGCGUGUGGUUGAAACCAUCUCCGAAGACGGUAAACCAAAGAAGAAGAAGAUUCGAACACGUGUAAUCAAAAAGGUGAAGGGUGACAAACAAGAAGUCACGAAAAUCGAAACCGUCGAAGAAGAUGACAAACAACCAGAAAUCACAGUCACAGUUGAAGAGACCCCUGUUGAGGAAGCACCUGAGGAAGUUAGAGAAAUGCCCGAAGAGGUGCGUGUGGUUGAGACCAUCUCCGAAGACGGUAAACCAAAGAAGAAGAAGAUUCGCACACGUGUAAUAAAGAAGGUGAAGGGUGGCAAACAAGAAGUCACGAAGAUCGAAACCGUUGAAGAAGAUGACAAGCAACCAGAAACCACAGUCACUGUUGAAGAAACUCCCGUUGAGGAAGCACCUGAGGAAGUUAGAGAAAUGCCCGAAGAGGUGCAUGUUGUUGAGACCAUCUCCGAAGACGGUAAACCAAAGAAGAAGAAGAUUCGCACACGUGUAAUAAAGAAGGUGAAGGGUGGCAAACAAGAAGUCACAAAGAUCGAAACCGUCGAAGAAGAUGACAAACAACCAGAAAUCACAGUUACUGUUGAAGAAACUCCCGUUGAGGAAGCACCUGAGGAAGUUAGAGAAAUGCCCGAAGAGGUGCGUGUGGUUGAGACCAUCUCCGAAGACGGUAAACCAAAGAAAAAGAAGAUUCGCACACGUGUAAUCAAAAAGGUGAAGGGUGACAAACAAGAAGUCACGAAGAUCGAAACCGUCGAAGAAGAUGACAAACAACCAGAAACCACAGUCACUGUUGAAGAAACUCCCGUUGAGGAAGCACCUGAGGAAGUUAGAGAAAUGCCCGAAGAGGUGCGUGUCGUUGAAACCAUCUCCGAAGACGGUAAACCAAAGAAGAAGAAGAUUCGCACACGUGUAAUCAAGAAGGUGAAGGGUGACAAACAAGAAGUCACGAAGAUCGAAACCGUCGAAGAAGAUGACAAACAACCAGAAACCACAGUCACUGUUGAAGAAACUCCCGUUGAGGAAGCACCUGAGGAAGUUAGAGAAAUGCCCGAAGAGGUGCGUGUCGUUGAAACCAUCUCCGAAGACGGUAAACCAAAGAAGAAGAAGAUUCGCACACGUGUAAUCAAGAAGGUGAAGGGUGACAAACAAGAAGUCACGAAGAUCGAAACCGUCGAAGAAGAUGACAAACAACCAGAAACCACAGUCACUGUUGAAGAAACUCCCGUUGAGGAAGCACCUAAGGAAGUUAAAGAAAUGCCCGAAGAGGUGCGUGUGGUUGAGACCAUCUCCGAAGACGGUAAACCAAAGAAGAAGAAGAUUCGCACACGUGUAAUCAAAAAGGUGAGGGGUGGCAAACAAGAAGUCACAAAGAUCGAAACCGUCGAAGAAGAUGACAAACAACCAGAAACCACAGUCACAGUUGAAGAGACCCCUGUUGAGGAAGCACCUGAGGAAGUUAGAGAAAUGUCCGAAGAGGUGCGUGUGGUUGAGACCAUCUCCGAAGACGGUAAACCAAAGAAGAAGAAGAUUCGCACACGUGUAAUAAAGAAGAUGAAGGGUGGCAAACAAGAAGUCACGAAGAUCGAAACCGUCGAAGAAGAUGACAAACAACCAGAAACCACAGUCACAGUUGAAGAGACCCCUGUUGAGGAAGCACCUGAGGAAGUUAGAGAAAUGCCCGAAGAGGUGCGUGUGGUUGAGACCAUCUCCGAAGACGGUAAACCAAAGAAGAAGAAGAUUCGCACACGUGUAAUAAAGAAGGUGAAGGGUGGCAAACAAGAAGUCACGAAGAUCGAAACCGUCGAAGAAGAUGACAAACAACCAGAAACCACAGUCACUGUUGAAGAAACGCCUAUUGAGGAAGCACCUGAGGAAGUUAGCGAAAUGCCCGAAGAGGUGCGUGUGGUUGAGACCAUCUCCGAAGACGGUAAACCAAAGAAGAAGAAGAUUCGCACACGUGUAAUCAAAAAGGUGAAGGGUGGCAAACAAGAAGUCACGAAGAUCGAAACCGUUGAAGAAGAUGACAAGCAACCAGAAACAACAGUCACUGUUGAAGAAACUCCCGUUGAGGAAGCACCUGAGGAAGUUAAAGAAAUGCCCGAAGAGGUGCGUGUGGUUGAGACCAUCUCCGAAGACGGUAAACCAAAGAAGAAGAAGAUUCGCACACGUGUAAUAAAGAAGGUGAAGGGUGGCAAACAAGAAGUCACAAAGAUCGAAACCGUCGAAGAAGAUGACAAACAACCACAAACCACAGUCACAGUUGAAGAGACCCCUGUUGAGGAAGCACCUGAGGAAGUUAGAGAAAUGCCCGAAGAGGUGCGUGUGGUUGAGACCAUCUCCGAAGACGGUAAACCAAAGAAGAAGAAGAUUCGCACACGUGUAAUAAAGAAGGUGAAGGGUGGCAAACAAGAAGUCACGAAGAUCGAAACCGUUGAAGAAGAUGACAAACAACCAGAAACCACAGUCACUGUUGAAGAAACUCCUAUUGAGGAAGCACCUGAGGAAGUUAGCGAAAUGCCCGAAGAGGUGCGCGUGGUUGAGACCAUCUCCGAAGACGGUAAACCAAAGAAGAAGAAGAUUCGCACACGUGUAAUCAAAAAGGUGAAGGGUGACAAACAAGAAGUUACGAAGAUCGAAACCGUUGAAGAAGAUGACAAGCAACCAGAAACCACAGUCACUGUUGAAGAAACUCCCGUUGAGGAAGCACCUGAGGAAGUUAAAGAAAUGCCCGAAGAGGUGCGUGUGGUUGAGACCAUCUCCGAAGACGGUAAACCAAAGAAGAAGAAGAUUCGCACACGUGUAAUCAAAAAGGUGAAGGGUGGCAAACAAGAAGUCACAAAGAUCGAAACCGUCGAAGAAGAUGACAAACAACCAGAAACCACAGUCACUGUUGAAGAAACUCUUAUUGAGGAAGCACCUGAGGAAGUUAGCGAAAUGCCCGAAGAGGUGCGUGUGGUUGAGACCAUCUCCGAAGACGGUAAACCAAAGAAGAAGAAGAUACGCACACGUGUAAUCAAAAAGGUGAAGGGUGGCAAACAAGAAGUCACAAAGAUCGAAACCGUCGAAGAAGAUGACAAACAACCACAAACCACAGUCACAGUUGAAGAGGCCCCUGUUGAGGAAGCAUCUGAGGAAGUUAGAGAAAUGCCCGAAGAGGUGCGUGUGGUUGAGACCAUCUCCGAAGACGGUAAACCAAAGAAGAAGAAGAUUCGCACACGUGUAAUAAAGAAGGUGAAGGGUGGCAAACAAGAAGUCACGAAGAUCGAAACCGUCGAAGAAGAAGACAAACAACCAGAAACCACAGUCACAGUUGAAGAGACCCCUGUUGAGGAAGCACCUGAGGAAGUUAGAGAAAUGCCCGAAGAGGUGCGUGUGGUUGAGACCAUCUCCGAAGACGGUAAACCAAAGAAGAAGAAGAUUCGCACACGUGUAAUCAAAAAGGUGAAGGGUGGCAAACAAGAAGUCACAAAGAUCGAAACCGUCGAAGAAGAUGACAAACAACCACAAACCACAGUCACAGUUGAAGAGACCCCUGUUGAGGAAGCACCUGAGGAAGUUAAAGAAAUGCCCGAAGAGGUGCGUGUGGUUGAGACCAUCUCCGAAGACGGUAAACCAAAGAAGAAGAAGAUUCGCACACGUGUAAUAAAGAAGGUGAAGGGUGGCAAACAAGAAGUCACAAAGAUCGAAACCGUCGAAGAAGAUGACAAACAACCAAAAACCACAGUCACAGUUGAAGAGGCCCCUGUUGAGGAAGCAUCUGAGGAAGUUAGAGAAAUGCCCGAAGAGGUGCGUGUGGUUGAGACCAUCUCCGAAGACGGUAAACCAAAGAAGAAGAAGAUUCGCACACGUGUAAUCAAAAAGGUGAAGGGUGGCAAACAAGAAGUCACAAAGAUCGAAACCGUCGAAGAAGAAGACAAACAACCAGAAACCACAGUCACAGUUGAAGAGACCCCUGUUGAGGAAGCACCUGAGGAAGUUAGAGAAAUGCCCGAAGAGGUGCGUGUGGUUGAGACCAUCUCCGAAGACGGUAAACCAAAGAAGAAGAAGAUUCGCACACGUGUAAUAAAGAAGGUGAAGGGUGGCAAACAAGAAGUCACGAAAAUCGAAACCGUCGAAGAAGAUGACAAGCAACCAGAAACCACAGUCACUGUUGAAGAAACUCCCGUUGAGGAAGCACCUGAGGAAGUUAAAGAAAUGCCCGAAGAGGUGCGUGUGGUUGAGACCAUCUCCGAAGACGGUAAACUAAAGAAGAAGAAGAUUCGCACACGUGUAAUCAAAAAGGUGAAGGGUGGCACACAAGAAGUCACAAAGAUCGAAACCGUCGAAGAAGAUGACAAACAACCAGAAACCACAGUCACAGUUGAAGAGACCCCUGUUGAGGAAGCAUCUGAGGAAGUUAGAGAAAUGCCCGAAGAGGUGCGUGUGGUUGAGACCAUCUCCGAAGACGGUAAACCAAAGAAGAAGAAGAUUCGCACACGUGUAAUAAAGAAGGUGAAGGGUGGCAAACAAGAAGUCACGAAGAUCGAAACCGUCGAAGAAGAAGACAAACAACCAGAAACCACAGUCACAGUUGAAGAGACCCCUGUUGAGGAAGCACCUGAGGAAGUUAGAGAAAUGCCCGAAGAGGUGCGUGUGGUUGAGACAAUCUCCGAAGACGGUAAACCAAAGAAGAAGAAGAUUCGCACACGUGUAAUAAAGAAGGUGAAGGGUGGCAAACAAGAAGUCACGAAAAUCGAAACCGUCGAAGAAGAUGACAAACAACCAGAAACCACAGUCACAGUUGAAGAGACCCCUGUUGAGGAAGCACCUGAGGAAGUUAGAGAAAUGCCCGAAGAGGUGCGUGUGGUUGAGACCAUCUCCGAAGACGGUAAACCAAAGAAGAAGAAGAUUCGAACACGUGUAAUAAAGAAGGUGAAGGGUGGCAAACAAGAAGUCACGAAAAUCGAAACCGUCGAAGAAGAUGACAAACAACCAGAAACCACAGUCACAGUUGAAGAAACUCCUAAUGAGGAAGCACCUGAGGAAGUUAGCGAAAUGCCCGAAGAAGUGCGUGUGGUUGAGACCAUCUCCGAAGACGGUAAACCAAAGAAGAAGAAGAUUCGCACACGUGUAAUCAAAAAGGUGAAGGGUGACAAACAAGAAGUCACGAAGAUCGAAACCGUUGAAGAAGAUGACAAGCAACCAGAAACCACAGUCACUGUUGAAGAAACUCCCGUUGAGGAAGCACCUGAGGAAGUUAGAGAAAUGCCCGAAGAGGUGCGUGUGGUUGAGACAAUCUGCGAAGACGGUAAACCAAAGAAGAAGAAGAUUCGCACACGUGUAAUCAAAAAGGUGAAGGGUGGCAAACAAGAAGUCACGAAGAUCGAAACCGUCGAAGAAGAUGACAAACAACCAGAAACCACAGUCACUGUUGAAGAAACUCCUAUUGAGGAAGCACCUGAGGAAGUUAGCGAAAUGCCCGAAGAGGUGCGUGUGGUUGAGACCAUCUCCGAAGACGGUAAACCAAAGAAAAAGAAGAUUCGCACACGUGUAAUCAAAAAGGUGAAGGGUGGCAAACAAGAAGUCACGAAGAUCGAAACCGUCGAAGAAGAUGACAAACAACCAGAAACCACAGUCACUGUUGAAGAAACUCCUAUUGAGGAAGCACCUGAGGAAGUUAGAGAAAUGCCCGAAGAGGUGCGUGUGGUUGAGACCAUCUCCGAAGACGGUAAACCAAAGAAGAAGAAGAUUCGCACACGUGUAAUCAAAAAGGUGAAGGGUGGAAAACAAGAAGUCAUGAAGAUCGAAACUGUCGAAGAAGAUGACAAACAACCAGAAACCACAGUCACUGUUGAAGAAACUCCUAUUGAAGAAGCACCUGAGGAAGUUAGCGAAAUGCCCGAAGAGGUGCGUGCGGUUGAGACCAUCUCCGAAGACGGUAAACCAAAGAAGAAGAAGAUUCGCACACGUGUAAUCAAAAAGGUGAAGGGUGACAAGCAAGAAGUCACAAAGAUCGAAACCGUCGAAGAAGACGGCAAACAACCAGAAACCACAGUCACAGUUGAAGAGACCCCUGUUGAAGAAGCACCUGAGGAAGUUAGAGAAAUGCCCGAAGAGGUGCGUGUGGUUGAGACCAUCUCCGAAGACGGUAAACCAAAGAAGAAGAAGAUUCGCACACGUGUAAUAAAGAAGGUGAAGGGUGGCAAACAAGAAGUCACGAAGAUCGAAACCGUCGAAGAAGAUGACAAACAACCAGAAACCACAGUCACUGUUGAAGAAACUCCUAUUGAGGAAGCACCUGAGGAAGUUAGCGAAAUGCCCGAAGAGGUGCGUGUGGUUGAGACCAUCUCCGAAGACGGUAAACCAAAGAAGAAGAAGAUUCGCACACGUGUAAUCAAAAAGGUGAAGGGUGACAAGCAAGAAGUCACAAAGAUCGAAACCGUCGAAGAAGACGGCAAACAACCAGAAACCACAGUCACAGUUGAAGAGACCCCUGUUGAGGAAGCACCUGAGGAAGUUAGAGAAAUGCCCGAAGAGGUGCGUGUGGUUGAGACCAUCUCCGAAGACGGUAAACCAAAGAAGAAGAAGAUUCGCACACGUGUAAUAAAGAAGGUGAAGGGUGGCAAACAAGAAGUCACGAAGAUCGAAACCGUCGAAGAAGAUGACAAACAACCAGAAACCACAGUCACUGUUGAAGAAACGCCUAUUGAGGAAGCACCUGAGGAAGUUAGCGAAAUGCCCGAAGAGGUUCGUGUGGUUGAGACCAUCUCCGAAGACGGUAAACCAAAGAAAAAGAAGAUUCGCACACGUGUAAUCAAAAAGGUGAAGGGUGGCAAACAAGAAGUCACGAAGAUCGAAACCGUCGAAGAAGAUGACAAACAACCAGAAACCACAGUCACUGUUGAAGAAACUCCUAUUGAGGAAGCACCUGAGGAAGUUAGAGAAAUGCCCGAAGAGGUGCGUGUGGUUGAGACCAUCUCCGAAGACGGUAAACCAAAGAAGAAGAAGAUUCGCACACGUGUAAUCAAAAAGGUGAAGGGUGGAAAACAAGAAGUCAUGAAGAUCGAAACUGUCGAAGAAGAUGACAAACAACCAGAAACCACAGUCACUGUUGAAGAAACUCCUAUUGAGGAAGCACCUGAGGAAGUUAGCGAAAUGCCCGAAGAGGUGCGUGCGGUUGAGACCAUCUCCGAAGACGGUAAACCAAAGAAGAAGAAGAUUCGCACACGUGUAAUCAAAAAGGUGAAGGGUGACAAGCAAGAAGUCACAAAGAUCGAAACCGUCGAAGAAGACGGCAAACAACCAGAAACCACAGUCACAGUUGAAGAGACCCCUGUUGAAGAAGCACCUGAGGAAGUUAGAGAAAUGCCCGAAGAGGUGCGUGUGGUUGAGACCAUCUCCGAAGACGGUAAACCAAAGAAGAAGAAGAUUCGCACACGUGUAAUAAAGAAGGUGAAGGGUGGCAAACAAGAAGUCACGAAGAUCGAAACCGUCGAAGAAGAUGACAAACAACCAGAAACCACAGUCACUGUUGAAGAAACUCCUAUUGGGGAAGCACCUGAGGAAGUUAGCGAAAUGCCCGAAGAGGUGCGUGUGGUUGAGACCAUCUCCGAAGACGGUAAACCAAAGAAGAAGAAGAUUCGCAUACGUGUAAUCAAAAAGGUGAAGGGUGACAAGCAAGAAGUCACAAAGAUCGAAACCGUCGAAGAAGACGGCAAACAACCAGAAACCACAGUCACAGUUGAAGAGACCCCUGUUGAGGAAGCACCUGAGGAAGUUAGAGAAAUGCCCGAAGAGGUGCGUGUGGUUGAGACCAUCUCCGAAGACGGUAAACCAAAGAAGAAGAAGAUUCGCACACGUGUAAUAAAGAAGGUGAAGGGUGGCAAACAAGAAGUCACGAAGAUCGAAACCGUCGAAGAAGAUGACAAACAACCAGAAAUCACAGUCACAGUUGAAGAGACCCCUGUUGAGGAAGCACCUGAGGAAGUUAGAGAAAUGCCCGAAGAGGUGCGUGUGGUUGAGACCAUCUCCGAAGACGGUAAACCAAAGAAGAAGAAGAUUCGCACACGUGUAAUCAAAAAGGUGAAGGGUGACAAACAAGAAGUCACGAAGAUCGAAACCGUUGAAGAAGAUGACAAGCAACCAGAAACCACAGUCACUGUUGAAGAAACUCCCGUUGAGGAAGCACCUGAGGAAGUUAGAGAAAUGCCCGAAGAGGUGCGUGUGGUUGAGACAAUCUCCGAAGACGGUAAACCAAAGAAGAAGAAGACUCGCACACCUGUAAUCAAAAAGGUGAAGGGUGACAAACAAGAAGUCACGAAGAUCGAAACCGUCGAAGAAGAUGACAAACAACCAGAAACCACAGUCACAGUUGAAGAGACCCCUGUUGAGGAAGCACCUGAGGAAGUUAGAGAAAUGCCCGAAGAGGUGCGUGUGGUUGAGACCAUCUCCGAAGACGGUAAACCAAAGAAGAAGAAGAUUCGCACACGUGUAAUCAAAAAGGUGAAGGGUGGGAAACAAGAAGUCACGAAGAUCGAAACCGUCGAAGAAGAUGACAAACAACCAGAAACCAUAGUCACUGUUGAAGAAAUUCCUAUUGAGGAAGCACCUGAGGAAGUUAGCGAAAUGCCCGAAGAGGUGCGUGUGGUUGAGACAAUCUCCGAAGACGGUAAACCAAAGAAGAAGAAGAUUCGCACACGUGUAAUAAAGAAGGUGAAGGGUGGCAAACAAGAAGUCACGAAGAUCGAAACCGUCGAAGAAGAUGACAAACAACCAGAAAUCACAGUCACUGUUGAAGAGACCCCUGUUGAGGAAGCACCUGAGGAAUUUAGAGAAAUGCCCGAAGAGGUGCGUGUGGUUGAGACCAUCUCCGAAGACGGUAAACCAAAGAAGAAGAAGAUUCGCACACGUGUAAUCAAAAAGGUGAAGGGUGACAAACAAGAAGUCACAAAGAUCGAAACCGUCGAAGAAGACGGCAAACAACCAGAAACCACAGUCACAGUUGAAGAGACCCCUGUUGAGGAAGCACCUGAGGAAAUUAGAGAAAUGCCCGAAGAGGUGCGUGUGGUUCAGACCAUCUCCGAAGACGGUAAACCAAAGAAGAAGAAGAUUCGCACACGUGUAAUAAAGAAGGUGAAGGGUGGCAAACAAGAAGUCACGAAGAUCGAAACCGUCGAAGAAGAUGACAAACAACCAGAAAUCACAGUCACUGUUGAAGAGACCCCUGUUGAGGAAGCACCUGAGGAAGUUAGAGAAAUGCCCGAAGAGGUGCGUGUGGUUGAGACCAUCUCCGAAGACGGUAAACCAAAGAAGAAGAAGAUUCGCACACGUGUAAUCAAAAAGGUGAAGGGUGACAAACAAGAAGUCACGAAGAUCGAAACCGUUGAAGAAGAUGACAAGCAACCAGAAACCACAGUCACUGUUGAAGAAACUCCCGUUGAGGAAGCACCUGAGGAAGUUAGAGAAAUGCCCGAAGAGGUGCGUGUGGUUGAGACAAUCUCCGAAGACGGUAAACCAAAGAAGAAGAAGAUUCGCACACGUGUAAUCAAAAAGGUGAAGGGUGACAAACAAGAAGUCACGAAGAUCGAAACCGUCGAAGAAGAUGACAAACAACCAGAAACCACAGUCACAGUUGAAGAGACCCCUGUUGAGGAAGCACCUGAGGAAGUUAGAGAAAUGCCCGAAGAGGUGCGUGUGGUUGAGACCAUCUCCGAAGACGGUAAACCAAAGAAGAAGAAGAUUCGCACACGUGUAAUCAAAAAGGUGAAGGGUGGCAAACAAGAAGUCACGAAGAUCGAAACCGUCGAAGAAGAUGACAAACAACCAGAAACCAUAGUCACUGUUGAAGAAAUUCCUAUUGAGGAAGCACCUGAGGAAGUUAGCGAAAUGCCCGAAGAGGUGCGUGUGGUUGAGACAAUCUCCGAAGACGGUAAACCAAAGAAGAAGAAGAUUCGCACACGUGUAAUAAAGAAGGUGAAGGGUGGCAAACAAGAAGUCACGAAGAUCGAAACCGUCGAAGAAGAUGACAAACAACCAGAAAUCACAGUCACAGUUGAAGAGACCCCUGUUGAGGAAGCACCUGAGGAAUUUAGAGAAAUGCCCGAAGAGGUACGUGUGGUUGAGACCAUCUCCGAAGACGGUAAACCAAAGAAGAAGAAGAUUCACACACGUGUAAUCAAAAAGGUGAAGGGUGACAAACAAGAAGUCACGAAGAUCGAAACCGUUGAAGAAGAUGACAAGCAACCAGAAACCACAGUCACUGUUGAAGAAACUCCCGUUGAGGAAGCACCUGAGGAAGUUAGAGAAAUGCCCGAAGAGGUACGUGUGGUUGAGACAAUCUCCGAAGACGGUAAACCAAAGAAGAAGAAGAUUCGCACACGUGUAAUCAAAAAGGUGAAGGGUGACAAACAAGAAGUCACGAAGAUCGAAACCGUCGAAGAAGAUGACAAACAACCAGAAACCACAGUCACAGUUGAAGAGACCCCUGUUGAGGAAGCACCUGAGGAAGUUAGAGAAAUGCCCGAAGAGGUGCGUGUGGUUGAGACCAUCUCCGAAGACGGUAAACCAAAGAAGAAGAAGAUUCGCACACGUGUAAUCAAAAAGGUGAAGGGUGGCAAACAAGAAGUCACGAAGAUCGAAACCGUCGAAGAAGAUGACAAACAACCAGAAACCGUAGUCACUGUUGAAGAAAUUCCUAUUGAGGAAGCACCUGAGGAAGUUAGAGAAAUGCCCGAAGAGAUGCGUGUGGUUGAGACAAUCUCCGAAGACGGUAAACCAAAGAAGAAGAAGAUUCGCACACGUGUAAUCAAAAAGGUGAAGGGUGACAAACAAGAAGUCACGAAGAUCGAAACCGUCGAAGAAGAUGACAAACAACCAGAAACCACAGUCACAGUUGAAGAGACCCCUGUUGAGGAAGCACCUGAGGAAGUUAGAGAAAUGCCCGAAGAGGUGCGUGUGGUUGAAACCAUCUCCGAAGACGGUAAACCAAAGAAGAAGAAGAUUCGAACACGUGUAAUCAAAAAGGUGAAGGGUGACAAACAAGAAGUCACGAAAAUCGAAACCGUCGAAGAAGAUGACAAACAACCAGAAAUCACAGUCACAGUUGAAGAGAUCCCUGUUGAGGAAGCACCUGAGGAAGUUAGAGAAAUGCCCGAAGAGGUGCGUGUGGUUGAGACCAUCUCCGAAGACGGUAAACCAAAGAAGAAGAAGAUUCGCACACGUGUAAUAAAGAAGGUGAAGGGUGGCAAACAAGAAGUCACGAAGAUCGAAACCGUCGAAGAAGAUGGCAAACAACCAGAAACCACAGUCACAGUUGAAGAGACCCCUGUUGAGGAAGCACCUGAGGAAGUUAGAGAAAUGCCCGAAGAGGUGCGUGUGGUUGAGACAAUCUCCGAAGACGGUAAACCAAAGAAGAAGAAGAUUCGCACACGUGUAAUCAAAAAGGUGAAGGGUGACAUACAAGAAGUCACGAAGAUCGAAACCGUCGAAGAAGAUGACAAACAACCAGAAACCACAGUCACAGUUGAAGAGACCCCUGUUGAGGAAGCACCUGAGGAAGUUAGAGAAAUGCCCGAAGAGGUGCGUGUGGUUGAGACCAUCUCCGAAGACGGUAAACCAAAGAAGAAGAAGAUUCGCACACGUGUAAUAAAGAAGGUGAAGGGUAGCAAACAAGAAGUCACGAAGAUCGAAACCGUCGAAGAAGAUGACAAACAACCAGAAACCACAGUCACAGUUGAAGAGACCCCUGUUGAAGAAGCACCAGAAGAAAUAAGUGAAUUACCCGAAGAGGUGCGUGUGGUGGAAACCAUCUCCGAAGACGGUAAACCAAAGAAAAAGAAGAUACGCACACGCGUAAUCAAGAAGGUGAAGGGUGACAAACAAGAAGUCACGAAGAUCGAAACCGUUGAAGAAGAUGAUAAGCAACCAGAAACCACAGUCACUGUUGAGGAAACCCCAAUUGAAGAAGCACCUGAAGAAAUAAGCGAAUUACCCGAAGAGGUGCGUGUGGUGGAAACCAUCUCCGAAGACGGUAAACCAAAGAAGAAGAAGAUUCGCACACGUGUAAUAAAGAAGGUGAAGGGUGGCAAACAAGAAGUCACGAAGAUCGAAACCGUCGAAGAAGAUGAUAAACAACCCGAAACCACAGUCACUGUUGAGGAAACCCCAAUUGAAGAAUCACUUCAAGAAAUAAGUGAAUUACCCGAAGAGGUGCGUGUGGUGGAAACCAUCUCCGAAGACGGUAAACCAAAGAAAAAGAAGAUACGCACACGCGUAAUCAAGAAGGUGAAGGGUGACAAACAAGAAGUCACGAAGAUCGAAACCGUUGAAGAAGAUGACAAACAACCAGAAACCAUAGUCACUGUUGAAGAAAUUCCUAUUGAGGAAGCACCUGAGGAAGUUAGCGAAAUGCCCGAAGAGGUGCGUGUGGUUGAGACCAUCUCCGAAGACGGUAAACCAAAGAAGAAGAAGAUUCGCACACGUGUAAUAAAGAAGGUGAAGGGUGGCAAACAAGAAGUCACGAAGAUCGAAACCGUCAAAGAAGAUGAUAAACAACCCGAAACCACAGUCACUGUUGAGGAAACCCCAAUUGAAGAAUCACUUGAAGAAAUAAGUGAAUUACCCGAAGAGGUGCGUGUGGUUGAAACCAUCUCCGAAGACGGUAAACCAAAGAAAAAGAAGAUACGCACACGCGUAAUCAAGAAGGUGAAGGGUGACAAACAAGAAGUCACGAAGAUCGAAACCGUAGAAGAAGAUGAUAAGCAACCAGAAACCACAGUCACUGUUGAGGAAACCCCAAUUGAAGAAGCACCUGAAGAAAUAAGUGAAUUACCCGAAGAGGUGCGUGUGGUGGAAACCAUCUCCGAAGACGGUAAACCAAAGAAGAAGAAGAUACGCACACGCGUAAUUAAGAAGGUAAAGGGUGACAAACAAGAAGUCACGAAGAUCGAAACCGUUGAAGAAGAUGAUAAGCAACCCGUAACCACAGUCACUGUUGAGGAAACCCCAAUUGAAGAAGCACCUGAAGAAAUAAGUGAAUUACCUGAAGAGGUGCGUGUGGUGGAAACCAUCUCCGAAGACGGUAAACCAAAGAAAAAGAAGAUACGCACACGCGUAAUCAAGAAGGUGAAGGGUGACAAACAAGAAGUCACGAAGAUCGAAACCGUAGAAGAAGAUGAUAAGCAACCAGAAACCACAGUCACUGUUGAGGAAACCCCAAUUGAAGAAGCACCUGCAGAAAUAAGUGAAUUACCCGAAGAGGUGCGUGUGGUGGUAACCAUCUCCGAAGACGGUAAACCAGAGAAAAAGAAGAUACGCACACGCGUAAUUAAGAAGGUAAAGGGUGACAAACAAGAAGUCACGAAGAUCGAAACCGUUGAAGAAGAUGAUAAGCAACCCGUAACCACAGUCACUGUUGAGGAAACCCCAAUUGAAGAAGCACCUGAAGAAAUAAGUGAAUUACCUGAAGAGGUGCGUGUAGUGGAAACCAUCUCCGAAGACGGUAAACCAAAGAAAAAGAAGAUACGCACACGCGUAAUCAAGAAGGUGAAGGGUGACAAACAAGAAGUCACGAAGAUCGAAACCGUUGAAGAAGAUGAUAAGCAACCCGUAACCACAGUCACUGUUGAGGAAACCCCAAUUGAAGAAGCACCUGAAGAAAUAAGUGAAUUACCCGAAGAGGUGCGUGUGGUGGAAACCAUCUCCGAAGACGGUAAACCAAAGAAGAAGAAGAUACGCACACGUGUAAUCAAGAAGGUGAAGGGUGACAAACAAGAAGUCACGAAGAUCGAAACCGUUGAAGAAGAUGAUAAGCAACCAGAAACCACAGUCACUGUUGAGGAAACCCCAAUUGAAGAAGCACCUGAAGAAAUAAGUGAAUUACCCGAAGAGGUGCGUGUGGUGGAAACCAUCUCCGAAGACGGUAAACCAAAGAAGAAGACGAUACGCACACGCGUAAUCAAGAAGGUGAAGGGUGACAAACAAGAAGUCACGAAGAUCGAAACAGUUGAAGAAGAUGAUAAGCAACCAGAAACUACAGUCACUGUUGAGGAAAUUCCAGUUGAAGAAGCACCCGAGGAAAUUAAAGAAUUGCCCGAAGAGGUGCGUGUGGUGGAAACUAUCUCCGAAGACGGUAAACCAAAGAAAAAGAAGAUACGCGCACGAGUAAUCAAGAAGGUGAAGGGUGACAAACAAGACGUCACGAAGAUCGAAACCGUCGAAGAAGAUGAUAAACAACCAGAAACCACAGUCACUGUUGAGGAAACCCCAAUUGAAGAAGCACCCGAGGAAAUUAAAGAAUUACCCGAAGAGGUGCGUGUGGUUGAAACCAUCUCCGAAGACGGUACACCAAAGAAGAAGAAGAUUCGCACACGCGUAAUCAAGAAGGUGAAGGGUGACAAACAAGAAGUAACGAAGAUCGAAACUGUUGAAGAAGAUGAUAAACAACCAGAAACCACAGUCACUGUUGAGGAAACGCCAGUUGAAGGAGCACCCGAGGAAAUUAAAGAAUUACCCGAAGAGGUGCGUGUGGUUGAAACCAUCUCCGAAGACGGUACACCAAAGAAGAAGAAGAUUCGCACACGCGUAAUCAAGAAGGUGAAAGGUGACAAACAGGAAGUAACGAAGAUCGAAACUGUUGAAGAAGAUGACAAACAACCAGAAACCACAGUCACUGUUGAAGAAACCCCAGCUGAAAAAGGACCCAAGGAAAUUAUAGAAUUACCCGAAGAGGUACGUGUGGUUGAAACCAUCUCCGAAGACGGCACACCAAAGAAGAAGAAGAUUCGCACACGCGUAAUCAAGAAGUUGACGGGUGACAAAGAGGAGGUUACCAAGGUUGAAGUUAUCGAAGAAGAUGAUAAGCAGCCGAAAACCACAAUUACUGUUGAGGAAACACCUUUCGAAACAGUUGAAGAAUUACCCGAAGAGGUGCGUGUGGUGGAAACCAUCUCCGAAGACGGUACACCAAAGAAGAAGAAGAUUCGCACACGCGUAAUCAAGAAGGUGAAGGGUGACAAACAAGAAGUCACGAAGAUUGAAACCGUCGAAGAAGAUGAUAAACAACCAGAAACCACAGUCACUGUUGAGGAAACUCCAGCUGAAGAAGCACCGCAGGAAGUUAGUGAAGAGCCCGAAGAGAUGCGUGUAAUAGAAACUAUCUCAGAAGAUGGUACACCAAAGAAGAAGAAGAUUCGCACACGCGUAAUCAAGAAGGUGAAGGGUGACAAACAAGAAGUCACGAAGAUCGAAACCGUCGAAGAGGAUAAUAAGCAACCCGAAACCAUUGUUACCGUAGAAGAAAAACCGUUUAUCGAAACUAUAACACAAGCACGAUUAAAGAAGAGAAUUCGUGUACAGAAACCCACUGACGAAGUAACUAUCGUAGAAAUGCCGGAGCAAAAAUCGAUUGUCAUAUCAGAGAAAGAAGACGGCACUCCAACAAAAACUGUGAUUAAAACGAAAAUUAUUAAAAAAAUUGACGGACCAAAAAUGGAAAUUACCAAAGUUGAAACCAUAGAAGAGUUCGAGAAAACGCCCGUAACCAAGGUUACUGUACAAGAAUACGAUGAACCCUUCCCGGUAGAGCAGCCAACAGAUGAAAAUGUUGUGCCUAUACCAAUGCAGGAAUUGCCAGAGGAGAUUAUUGUCUCAGAGAUUAUAGAUAAAAAUAGAAAACCUAAACAGAAAAUAACAAAAACGCGAACAUUUAAGAAAGAAGCAUCACCGGAACCUGAAUUUUAUCAAAUCCAAACAAUCGAGGAAGAAGGAAAAGAACCCUAUUCGCUUAUACGCGUUGUUAGCGAUGAUAGCAUUGCAGAUAUAAUCGAUAUUAGCCAAUUAGAGGAUGAAAAGAAACCGACACAUAAAAAGACCAAAACACUACACAAACCCAAGGAGGAAAAACCCACACCUGAACACUUAACAACAACAACGGAAAAACCAGUUUUCGUUACUACAUUCAAAUCGGUACAAAACGAAGAUGGCGAAACAGUUAUUGAAACAGAAAGUAAGAAAAUAACUGAGGAGGAAGGCAUCGUCAUCGAAGAAGUUCUUAGCGAUACUGAACCAGUUAGAGAAGAUGAACAGACUACCUUAAAGAAUGUCGAAAUUGUAGAAGUCGACGGAUACACAGACCAAGAUAGCAAAGAGUACACAAUAACAGAACCAGAUGAUGUCAUUGAAGACAUUACACAAACACCAGAUACAAUUAAGAAAACGAAACAUAAAAUUAAGAAACAACAACAAAAACCUACACAUAAACCAUUUGAAAAUAUCGACGAAGCACCCGAAGAAGUGAUUAUAGAAUAUAUGCCUGAAGAGGUGUACGAAGUGGAACGACCAGUUGAAGUGCAUGUGGUCGUUGAUGAUGAAGAUAAAGAGGAAAAGAUUUUGGUUGAACCCAAAAUAACAGUGGUUAAAAAGCGUAAGAUUAAAAAGACCAUAGAUGGUCAUGAACAGGUUAUUGAAGUGGUUACAACACAAGAGGAAGGUAAGGAAGAAGAGAGUACAGUGGUUGUUCAUACAGAGGAUGAUGAAAAGCCGGAAGAGUUGCAAACGACCGUACAUCAAGUUAAAGUCAUUGACGAAUUGCUUGAUACUCCGAAACCAACGAUUGAUGAAAAGCCAUCAAUCAAGAAAAAGCGUAAGCCGAAAAAGGUGGUGAAAAAGGAUGAUCUGGAUGAGUAUAUACAAUUCCUAAUACAACAAGAAAUACCCAAAACUGUGCUACAAGAAUACAAACGUACAGAAUUGGAGAAGCCACAGAAGGCGCGUAGUGAUACAACACCAGCGCCAAAACCAAUCAAAUUGGUGCCAAUGAAAAUCGAAAGUGUUGAAGUGAAAAAGUCGAAGCGAAUUGAAAUUACAUCGGUUGCAGAAUUUCCGCAAAUGUUGAAUUUAAAGAAACCGAAACAAAAGCCUAAAGUAGAGAAACCAAAGAAGGAAACUGCUGCCUUUAAGAAUUUCAAAUUAAAGAGUUGGAUUAAUUUCAUACCAUAUGCGCCAUAUUGCUUUAAGCCUACUAUAACCGAGCUGGAGCCGAUACGCGGUUGCGGUGAAUUAUCGAGAAAUAUUGAGGAAGCAAUCGUUGUUAUUAAGAAGCGACGCGUUAAAGUCAAACACAGCGAGAAACCAGAAAGGGAGCUGGAAACUUUGGAUCUUGAAACAUACGAAGAAACAAAAGUGGAAGAGGAACAACAACCAGAAAAGGUGGAGAAAUAUAAACGACCAAAGAAGGUGACAAAGGAACAAACUACUGAAUUGCCGAAGAAACUAAAAUUAGGCAAAGGAAAGUUGCCCGAAAGUGUAGAAAAUAUUGAAGAGAUUAAUUUGAAACCAAUAUCAAAGGAUAUAACUGAAGAUAUUAUUGAAGAAACACCUGAAAAGCCAACGGAGGAGAAACCGAAACGUAAAAAGCGCGGUCGUAAGCCGGGUGUUGGUGAUACUUCAAUACAAUUCGAACCACAAGAUUUCGAAGAGUUGGAAUCGGAGGAUGAACAGAUUUCAGAAGGAACAGAUACAUCACAACCGGAAACUGAAACAACACCAGAUAAACCAAGAUACAAACGCAAGAAGAAGAUACCGGCACAACCAGAGACAAUAGAAUAUCCCAUCAAGCCGCAACAACCAAAAGAAACAGAAGAUGAGACGCAACCGGAAUUGAAAUUGCGUAAGCCGCAAACCGACAAACCUGAUGUUGAGGAAGAGGGUAUUAAGUUGAAGCCAUAUCACAAAAUUGAAAUUCUCGAAAUGGCACCUGAAGACGCUGAACAGGUGGAGGCACCAACAGCGCCGGUGGUUGUCAAGAAACGUACAAAGAAGAUACGUAAAAUUAAACAAGAAACUCCUGCUGAAGAGAACCUCAUAGAAAUCAUUGAAAUACCAGCAGCAAGCGUAGAUGAGCAACCCACGUAUGAAGUUACGGUAACUACAACAGAUAUCACUGAAUCCACAGAGAAACGUGCAAAACCGAAAACAUUGAAAAAGAAACGCGUCAAGCUAAUGAAGGAGGAUGAACUCGAAGACUUCAUUGCUGAAUUGACGGAAGCGCCAAAAGAUAAAGUUUAUGAUUUCAAUACCGUGGACUUCUACGAGGUUAAAAUACAAGAACUACAACCGGAAUUCAUCGAGGAAACUAUUGUAAAGGAUGAUGGCAAAAUCAAAACCGAAAUACGCAAAAAGCGUAAGCUUCUCCACAAGAAAGGCGAUGAGGAACAGGUGAUCGAAAUUGUCGAGACCACAGAAUCAACGCCCGAUUCAAAGGAAACACUUUAUGAAGUGCUUGUUGUGGAUACGGAAGAUGUGCAAUCCAUUGAUUCAACAACAGAUAAACCGAAGAAGAAGAAAUCGAAGAAGUUGAAAAAGGACGAACUGGAUGAGUAUAUACAAAAACUAAUCAAUGCCGAAAUAACUAAAACCGAACUCGAAAAGUAUGAGAAAAUCGAUGUGGACGGUAAACCCAAAAAGCCUAAGAAAACAAAGAAGGUGCCACAAAAAGCCGUGCUAGAAAUACCGGAAACUUUGGAAGUUGGUGUUAUAGAAUCUGCACCAAAGGAAGCACCAAAACAGAAAAAACUAAAGAAAAAAGUUGUACCAUUGGAGGAGCAGCCUAUAGAAAAGGCGCCAGAAAUGCCAACGACAGAAUUUUCAAUUGAAGUUAAAGACACUGUACCCAGCGACACGGAUAAACAAGAUAUUGUAGAAGAGGCUACAACUAUAGAUGAACUUCCGACAGUGCCAGAAAAGCCCAAAGAUGAUGUUGUGAGCAUUGUAGAAAUCUCUGAAAAUGUUGAAAUCGUCACAAAAGAAGAACCAAGUGGUGAUAUUAAAGAGGAAACUGUGACAAAACGCAAAUUUAAGAAGAAGAAGGGUGGCAAGGUCUACACCGUAGAAGUUAUAGAAACGCAGGCUUCGGAUGAACCUGUAGCCGAAGUAACUGUAAUAACAACGGAAGAUGUGGAAAAAGCAGAGAAACCACAGCCGGAAACACCAAAGCGUUUGUCUAAGAAAAUAACUAAGAAAAUCAAAAAGGAAGAACUAAAGGAUUACGUUAUGAAGGUUGUGGAAGAAAUGCCAGAAGAAUUUGCUGUGCAACCAAAAGAAUAUGAAGAAAUUCCCGAGCAAAUUGAAAAGCCGAAAGAUGAAGACGUCUUCUUCAGAACUACUGUCGUAGAGGAAGAAGCCGAUGAAUUGGAAAAACCAAUAGUUGAGGAUAUUUCUCCAACUAAAGAAGUUGUCGAAGAGAAAAAGAAGAAGACGAAAAAACCAAAACAAUAUAAAAUUACGGAGACACAACCAGAAGCUACAGAAGAAACACCACAAAAGGUUGACAUAAUAUCUGAAGAAGAAAUCGACAUUAAGGAAACACCUGUCACUGAUGACUAUGUCAUCGAUGUACAAGAAAAAGAUUCAAGAAAAGUUAAGAAAGUAAAACGUGUCAAACCGAAAGAGGAACAGAAAAUCGAAGAAUAUGUUGUACGAAUUGAAGAAUCGUUGCCCGAGGUUACUACCACAGAAAUCGUUGACGAACAAGGAGAGAUUACAAAACAAACAACCACAAAACGCCGUUUCAAAAAGAAGGAAGGUCCCAAAGAGUAUGUAAUAGAAGUGGUGGAAACAUUUGAAGAAAAUAAACCCGACGAAGUGGAGAUAACCGUCUCAACAACAGAAAUCACGCCAACUGAUUUGACAGAAACUGUUAUAGAACAACCUAAAAUUACAAAGUUGAAGAAGAAGAAAACAUCAAAAGACAAUUUCGACGAAUAUUUACAACAGUUAAUAGAACAGGAAAUAACGAAAACGGAAUUGGAAGAAUUUACACCCAUUGAAUUUGGCAAAACACCAAAGAAACCUAAAAAGAAAACUAAACACCACAAGAAAACAGUUGAGGUCGUCGAUGGAGCAUCUGUUACUAUACAUGAAUUCGACGUUGAGGAAAUACCCAGCGAAAAGGAAGAAGAAAUUGAGGAACCAACAGCUGAGGUUGUGGUAGAAGAAGAGCAACCUAAACCAGAAGAUCAUCAGGAAUAUAGAAUUGGUGUUACCGAUGAACAAGUUGAACCAAUGAAAUUCAAUGAAAUCAUAAUGGAGGAACGCACCACUAAAGUUAAAAAACCGAAGAAACCCAAAUCUACAUCAAUAGAAGAAGCUCCGAUUACUUUGGAAGAAAUUGAACAAACCGUUGCAACGGUCAAGGAGACCGAUGAAACUGGUGAGGUCAAAGAAAAAACAGUUACUAAACGUAAAGUCAAACGUAAGCAAGGACCCAAAGAAUUUGUUUUCGAAAUAUCUGAAAUAAGUGAAGGAGCCGAUCAACCUAUAGCCGAAAUAACAAUUGUGCAAAUAGAUGAAACUCCCGUAACUAUUGAAGAGGAUAAACCAGAUAAACCUAUUAAGAAGAUAGUGAAGAAACCAAAACACAUACCUAAGGAGGAUAUACAAAACUACUUAGUGAAUGUCAUCGAAGAAUUUGUAGAACACGAAAUAGAGUCCGAAAAUGAGGAAGUGGAAAUUGUUGAAGCACCAACGGAGGACAUCAAGAAACGCGUUACUAAGCACAAAAAACAUAAAGUCAAAGUAACAGAAGAAGAUGUACAACCAGUUGAGGAUAUACCUGACGAUGACGUUGCUUUAGUUGAGGAACACACAGAAACGGUUGAUAAACCGACGGAUGAUUAUAAGAUUGACGUUACCGAAUCUACGGUGUCUGAAAAGCCCACCAAAAAGAUUACCAAGAAAAUCAAGAAACAGAAAUCAAUAACACAAAAACCGAACGAAGAAUCACCAGAGUUUAUCGUACGCGUGUCAUCGUUUGAGGACACGCCCGAAGAUGAUGUUCCUGUGGAAGAGGUAAUCCAAACUCAACCGGAAGACACACAACCGGUGGACGAUUAUAACAUUGUUGUAGAAGAAAUUGAAACUACACAAGAUGUACAGGAAAUUAUCGAUGAAGGCGGUGAAAAAGUAAAACAAACAACGAAGAAACGUAAGAUAAGGAAAACUGUGGGUCCGAAAGAAGAAAUAAUAGAAAUAAUAGAGACACAAUUAGAUAACUCUCCACUUGCUGAGGUUACCGUACUUGUGGAAGAGGUCGAAAAAUUGCCAGAUACAAAGAAGGACGAUAAACCACAAGUUAAGAAGCCAAAGAAAACAAAGACGGUUAAAAAGGACGAUCUUAUUGAAUAUAUCUAUAAACUAAUUGAAGAAGAUAUACCAAAAACUGAAUUGGAGAAGUAUGAGAGAGUCGACUUGGAAGAGCCGAUUAAAUUGAAAAAGAAGAAGAAGCCUGAGAAGAAGGAUGUCACCGUAAAAGAAGAAGAGCCUAUAGAAGAGCAACUUGAUACUUUCGAAAUCGGUGUUACUGAUGUCGAAGAGGUGAAGCCGAAGAAACCAAGAAAGAAACCAUCAAAGGAUAUAGUGAUUAAGGAAGUGGAUGUACCAUCGACGCAACCAGACGAGGAGGUUUCUAUAACAGUGGUUGAGGAAGAUAUUCCUAAAAAACCAAAGAAGAGCAAAAAAUUGCCUGUCUCUGUCACGGAAACUGCCCCACAGGAAGUAACAGAUGAAGAGUACAAAGUGGAAAUCAUCGAGGAAACUGUCGAAACGGAAAAAACGACCGAUGAAAAUGGUGAGGUCAAAGAAAAAAUCGUUAAAAAGAAAAAGAUUAAGCAUACGAAGGGACCGGAAGAAGUUGUAUUAGACAUCAUUGAAGUACAUGAUAAGAGCAAUGAUGAAGCUGAAAUCACGGUCAUAGCCACAACCCCUAGCAAGGACACUGACACCCCACAUGAAGUUCAAGUUAAAGAAAAGAAAACUAAAAAAUUAAAGACAAAGGAUGUUCCCGAAUAUAUUGCCAAGGUCGUGGAUGAAAUUCCAGCAGAAAUUUUCGAGGAAUAUAAACACGACGAAACUACAGAGACUCCAAAAAAACCGGAGAAAAAGCCAAAACAUAAAGUGAAACAAAUUGAGGAAGAAGGUGUUAAAGAAGAUGAAAAAGUUAAUGAAUUCACUACAAUGGUAGUAGAGGAAGAGCCGGUACAACCCGACGUAACUGAAUAUGAGAUCAAAACAGUUGAAGAAGCCGCCAAACCAAAGAAAAAGAAACCCACGAAAUCUAAAAUAAAAGUCACGGAAGAGGAAACACCUGAAGAGGAGAAACCAGCUGAAAAAACUGAUGAGGAAAGCGAGGCUGAAAAUAUUGAAACCAUACCAGAUUCCUCUGAUCAUAUAAAUAUUGUUGAAACUGAUAAGACUACUCCUGAGGAACAGGAAUAUACAGUGACAACAACAGAAGAGGAUUCUAAACCUAAAAAGAAAAAACCAACAAAACAAAAAGUUAAGGUAGUUGAGGAGGAUAAGCUUGAGGACGUACCUUCUGAUUCAAUUUCAGUUCAAGAAACGGCACCAAAGGAUACAAGCGAGGAAACUCCAGCAGAAGAAAUAAAGAUUACGGAAGAACAGCCUGUAUCUGAAGCUGAAAACUACGAAGUAACAGUAACGGAAAAACAAACACAAGUAAAGAAAAAGAAACCAACGAAACAAAAAGUUAAGGUUGUUGAGGAGGACAAGCCCGAGGACGUACCUUCUGAUACAAUUGUAGUACAAGAAACGGUACCAAAGGAUGUCAUUGAGGAAACUCCAGCUGAGGAAAUAAAGAUUUCGGAAGAACAACCUGUAUCUGAAGCUCAAGACUACGAAAUUACAGUGACGGAAGAGCAUAAAAAAUCGAAGAAGAAGAAACCAACUAAGGAAAAGGUUAAAUAUGUUGAAGACGAAAAACCCGACGAUGUACCUUCUGAAAUAGUGACAGUUGUAGAUAUAGCACCACAAGAUGUAGCGGAAACUCCGUCUGAGAAUAUUAAGAUUAGCGAGGAUCAGCCCGCUUCUGAAGGUGAGGACUUCGAAAUAAAAUCUACCGAAAAACCAACAAAACCAAAGAAAAAGAAGCCGACUAAGGAGAAGGUCAAAGUCGUUGAGGAGGAUAAGCCCGAGGAUGUACCUUCUGAAAAAAUCUCUAUUCAAGAUAUAGUACCUGAGGAUGUAAGUGAGGAAAUUUCAGUUGAAGAAAUUUCAAUUACAGAAGAACAACCUACGUCCGAAGUCAAAAAUUUCGAAGUAACAGUCACGGAAGAACUCUCAAAACCAAAGAAAAAGAAACCAACUAAGCAGAAAGUAAAGGUUGUUGAAGAAGACAAACCAGAGGAUAUACCUUCUGAUAUAGUUGCAGUCGAUGAAGCUAUACCUGAAACGGUUGAGGAAACACCAUCUGAGGUAGUAAGCAUUGUGGAAGAACAGCCAAUGUCCGAAAUUGAAGACUACGAAGUAACGUCAACUGAAAAACAGACAAAACCAAAGAAAAAGAAACCAACAAAACAGAAAGUUAAACUUGUUGAAGAGGACAAACCUGAGGAUAUACCUUCUGAAAUAGUUACAUCUCAUGAAGAGUCUCCCGAAGAUGUCGAGGAAACUACCACAGAUGAGAUAAAGAUUACGGAAGAGCAACCUUCGUCUGAAAAGGAAGAUCUACAGAUCACAAUAACGGAAGAACAAGCAAAACCAAAGAAAAAGAAACCAACCAAACAGAAAGUUAAAGUUGUUGAAGAUAUGCCUGAAGAUGUCAGUAGUGAAAUUGUUGCAGUUAAAGAAGUUGCACCGAAUGACAUAAUUGAAGAAACUCCGGCAGAAGAAAUAAAGGUUACGGAAGAACAACCAGUUUCCGAAACUGAGGACUUCGAGAUAACAGUAACUGAAGAAAGCGCGAAACUCAAGAAAAAGAAACCAAUCAAGCAUAAGGUUAAAGUCAUUGAAGAGGACAAACCUGAAGAAAUACCUACGGAUAUUAUUGAUAUUUCAGAAACUGUAGAUGAAGUUAAGGAACAGCCAAUUUCGGAGACGGAAGACUUUGACAUCAAAAUAACCGAAGAUCAUGAGAAACCAAAGAAAAAGAAAAUCACUAAGCAGAAGGUACAAGUUGAAGAAGAGGUUAAACCUGAACAUAUUCCUGAAGAACCCGUGCAUGUAGAAGAAAUCGAAACGAAAACGGAAGUAAAGGAAAUUAUUGACGACAAAGGUGAUGUGCAAAAACAAGUAGUAACCAAACGAAAAUUAAAGCGUCAACAGGGACCCAGAGAAGAUGUGAUCGAAAUAAUAGAAGUGCAAACCGGCGAUCAACCUGAGGCAGAGGUAACCAUCAUCGAAACACAACCCGAUAAGGAAGAAAAGGAAGAAGAAAUUCCUAAGCCUAAACCACAGAAAAAGAAAGUGAAGAAGGUCAAAAAGGAUGACCUACAUGAUUACAUUCAAAAACUUAUCGAGGAGGAAAUACCCAAAACAGAAUUGGAGAAGUAUGAAAAAAUCGAAUUUGAAACUACACCAAAGACUAAAAAAGAAAGUGAAGAAAUUGCCGAUGUCACAGUGGAAGAGGAAACACCACAACCCGCCGCGAAACCAGAUGCUAAGAAAAAGACUAAAACUAAGAAACCGCAAGAAAGCGUUGAAAAACAACCACUUCACGAAGUACGCAUUGUAGAACAGCCAUCGGAGGAUGUGGGCGAACCAACAGCGCAAAUUAAAGUUGUAGAAACCGAAACAACAGAAGAACCAAUUGUUGUUACUGAGGAAAUACCAGCUGAAGUUAAAGUGGAAGAGAUAACAGAUCAAGAGGGAGAACCAAUUCAACAAGUUACCACCAAACGUGUACUCAAAAAGAAAGAAAAAGGCAAAAAGGAUAGCACAAUAAACAUAAUUACGGUACAAGAUGACAGUAGCCCCGAAGCUACUGUCAUUAUAACCGAAGAGCCAGAAACCGCUCCGAUUACCCUCGAAGAAGAACAACCAGAACAAACUGUACAAACCACUGAACAAAAACCAAAGAAACCCAAAAAGACAAUCAAGAAAAUCAAAAAGGAUGAACUUGAUGAAUAUGUGCAGAAAUUAAUCGAAGAAGAAAUACCGAAAGUAGAACUUGAACAAUUCGAAAAACCAGAAUUGCCAAUUGUAAAGAAACCAAAAGAAAAGAAGAAAGAAACCACUAAACCACAAGACACUGAAGUAGUAGAAACAUCUGAAACACCUGAAGUUAGUGAACAACCAGAAAAACCGAAAAAAUCAAAGAAACCAAUUGAGAAACCCACAACCACUGAGACCACACAAAUCGAAGAAACACCACUUACAGACACAACAGACGAUGUAGUUAACGUAGUCGAAGAAACCACUAAACCAAAAACACGUAAACAACCCAAACAACCACAUGAAACACAGUUAGAGGACACACCAACAGCCACAGAGGAUACCACUGAAACAAAACCAAAAACAAUAAAACAUAAGCCAAAAGAACCAAAAAUCACUGAAGAUACAAGAGAAGAAACGGUGGUGCAUAAGGGUUACCAGUUCAGCAUUGUGGAGGAGGAACCAACGAUAAUCGAAGAAGAAGAAGAAGAGCAACGUCCAUUACAGGUGAGGAUCAUCGAAGAGGUGCCCGAGGUGGAGGAUUCCCAUCCGAUCGAAGUGAUAGAAGAAGAGCAGCCAGAGGAGGAAGAAGUUGAUGUACCCACUGUGGGUGAGCAGGAGAAACCUAAAAAGAAGAAGAAGAUUGUCAAGAAGAAAAUCGACGAGCAUGAUCUCAUCAUACAAAAACUACUGGAACAGGAGAUUGAGAAAACCGAACUUGAGAAAUAUGAGAAAUUCGAGUUUGAGAAGCCCCAAAGGGUUAAGGCCGAAUUCGCUAAUAUUGAGCCACAGCGAAUUGUACGCAAAGAGCAGAAACCCACAAAAUUGGUUAUUGUGGAGACAGCGGAGGAGCCACAAUCUAUUAAAUUGAAACCAAUCAAACGCAAGCCGAAGGCGGUCGAAGAGCAAACCGUGCAAUUACCUAAAUUCAAGCUAAAGAGCCGCAUGGAGAUGGUUACAUAUCCACCAGAACUACUGAUACCGAAAAUAACCGAAAUCGGUGCAAUACGCGAAACGGGUGAGCUUUCGCGAAAUAUUGAGGAAGCUGAGGAGAUCUUGAAGUUUAAGCCGCGUAAGGUGAAAAAAUUGAAACCAAUUAAGGAUGAUUUAGAGAAGCCGCAAUUGGAGAAAUAUGAGAAAUACGUGAGCAGUGAAGAAGAAGCAGAGGAACCAACACCUUAUCAGAAACCCGAAAAAGUACCAAAACCGGAAGAAAAGCCCGAGGAAGUUAAAUUGAAGAUCGGUAAAGGUAAGAAGAAGCCCAUCGUUGAGGAACAACCUGAAAGUGUGACUUUGAAAAAGACACCUGUUAAACCCCAAGAGGCUGAAGUUGUCGAAGAAACUGUUACCAAAAAGAAAGAAGUGGCAACAGUUACGGUGGUGGAAGAAACACCAGAAAAGCCCACUUAUGAAUUGCAACCAUUUGAGCCGAACGACUUUGAACAUCCAGAGUAUGAAAAGGAGGAAUUAGAACCUAUCGAAUUCCCUGAAGAACCAAAACCAGAGAAGAAGGAACCUAAGCAAAAGCAUAAGCCGAAACCAAAACCAAAACCUCAACCCGAAGUAAAUAUAACACAAAUCGUGCCCGGUGUGCCUAAAGAACAAGAAGAAGUACCCGAAGAGGAGGUUAAAUUCCGUAUUCCAGAAAGCAAAGCACCUGAAGAAGCAAAGGAAGAAGUUAAAUUAAAACCAAUUAAAAAAGAAAAGGUAGUACCAGCAACCGAAGAGAAGGCUAAGAUAGUACCCACCGAAGAGGAAGUUGAAAAGGUUCCUACGACCGAUGCUGAGGAAAUAGUUGAAAAGAAAAAGAAGCCAAAAGCAAAGAAACCACAACAAAAGGAAGAAGAAACUGUUGAGGAGAAACCGGAAGAACAAUUUGAGAUUUCUGUUACCGAGGAACAAGUAACUGUACCAGAACAACCAACUGAAGAGAAACCUGCUGAAGUCAAGAUUAAAAAGAAGAAGACUAAGGACAUACCAGUGGCUGAAGUACAAGUAGUAGAAGAAACUCCUGUAGAGGAAGUCAUAGAAGAAACCCCUGUUGAGUAUAAAAUUACAACUACUGUCAUUGAGCCAGAGGAAGCGCCAGAAGAGCAUAAAGUACGUGUUAUCGAUUACGAUCAAAAGGAGGUCACUGUAGAAGAGGUUGUUGAAGAAAGGGUGGUUACACGCAAGAAGAAGCCAAAACCACAAAAACCAGAAGAAUAUGAGUACACGGUUACGGAGCCCAAAGAAGCAGAAGUAACACCAGAAGAGGAAGUAAUUGUAACUCAGCCUGAGCAACCGGAAGAAGAAAUAUUUGAUGAAGCUGUAGUGGAAGUUAAGGAAAUAGUUGAAAUACCUGAAGAACCGAUUGCGAAGGUCAGCGUGAAAAAGAAGAAACCAACCAAGAAACCCGAGGAAGAAACUGUGGUUGAAGAUGUACCUGUUGUUGAGGAAGUUAAAGAAGAAAUAACAGAGACAGAAAAGAUUGGAGAAGUAGUCGCUGAAGAAGUUGUCAAGAAAAAGAAGCCAAAGAGUUAUAAAUUUAAAUUAACUGAAACAGAAGCUGAAGAAGUGCCCGAACAACCUGAAGAAGAAAUACCAGAGGAAAUUGAAAUACCUAAGCCUGUUGAGGAGGAAGUAAUCGAAGAUUUUCCAACAUACGAAAUCACUACAAGAGAUAUAGAAGUUGAGGUGCCGCAACCCAUAGAAGAAGUUAAAGAAGUCGAAGUUAAAGAGAAAAAGCCUAAAAAAUCGAAGGUAGUAGAGGCUCCCAAAGAAUAUGAGGUUGGAGUAAUUGAAGAAGUAGCUGCACCAGUUGUUGAAGAAGAUGACCAACCAGAUGGCGCCGUCUUCUCAAUCAAGAAGAAACCGAAGAAGCAGGCUCCUGAAGAGUUUGAAGCUUCUGUGGUUUUAACUGAACCAAAACCUGUGGAAGAGGUUGAAGCACAAGUAGAAAUAAAGAAAAAGCCAAAGAAACCUAAGACUAAAGAAGAAGCUUCUGUUGUUCACGAAAUCAAGGUUACGGAAACCGAAAUUCCGAAGGACGAAAUUUUGGAACAAGCUAUAGAAGAGGUAACAGUUAUCACAGAAGUGCCAGCUACGGAGGAAGCACCCAAAGAAUAUACAUUUGGCAUUGUCGAAUCUCAAGUUGAAGAAGAAAUUCCUGAAGCUGAAUUCACUGUUAAGGAAGAAGAAACUAUUGAGAAACCAAAGGAAGAACCUGUAGCUGAGUUUGUUAUCAAAGAAAGUAAACCGGUAGAAGAAGUUGUUGAGGAAGUUAAGAUAAAGACCAAAAAGACCAAGAAGAAGCCAGCAGAAAUACAAGAAGUUGAAUUGAAAGUACAGGUCACAGAAGAAACUCCAGAACAACCCACACAAGUGGUGGAGGAAGUGGAAGAGAUAGUUACCGUUCCCGAAAAAGUUGUGGCCGAAGAAACACACAAAGAAUAUGUAAUUGGUGUUAAGGAGUCUAUGCCAGAAAAAACUAAACCGGUACCUGUUGAAGAGACCGAAACACCACAAGAAAAAGAAACAGUCGAAGAAACGCCAUUGGAAGAAGUAAAAGUUAUCACAACUACUCCGAAAGAGGAAAUUACUGAAGAGGUAUCUGUGGUUAAGAAAAAGGUAAAGAAACCAAAGGAAACCAAAGUAGAGCACAAAGUCGAUGUGGUUGAAGAAGUACCACAAGUUGUCGAAGAAGAAACGCAACCGAUUGAAAUAAGCGCUCCAGUCCAAAUUGAGGAGGAAGUAGAAGAGCAACCAAAGGCAUAUGAGAUUCAAAUUAGGGAAACAGAAGCUAAAGAAGAAACAAUUGAAGAACAAGUUACCCUACCAAAGAAAAAGAAACCAGCUCCUCAAGUGACAGAAGAACAAGAAGAAGAAGUGAAACUGACAACAACAAAACCCGUUGAAGAAGUGCAAGAAGAGGUUAAGAUCAAAAAGAAACCUAAGAAAAAGCCAGCCGAAGAUGAAGUCGCAGCUGAACUUAAGGUAACCGUGGUUGAAGAUAUACCUGUUGUUAAGGAAAUAGAAGAAGUUGUGGAAGUAGUGGAGGAAGUACAGCCAGUAACUGAAAUUAUUGAAGAAGAAAAACCGAAAGAAUAUGAAUUCAAGCUAACAGAAAGUGAAGUUGAGAAACCAAAGGAAGAAGUUACUGUAGAAGAAGUGUCUCUUCCACAGAAGAAGAAGAAGCCCAUUCCACAAGUUCAAGAAGAGCCGGAAGUAGAAGUUAAACUGACAACAACAGAACCGGUUAAAGAGGUUCAAGAAGAAAUUAAAAUCAAAAAGAAACCAAAGAAGAAGCCAGAAGAAGAAGUGGCAGAAGCUGAACUCAAGGUUAGUGUUAUUGAAGAAGUUCCAGCUGUUCCGACAGUAGAAGAGCAAAUUAUGGAGGAAGAAGAAGUGAAGCCCACUCCUCUAGUAAGAAAAGAGGAAUCCGCAAAGGAGUAUGAAAUUAAGGUUAAGGAAAGCGAGAUUGAAACACCAAAAGAAGAAAUUGUUGAAGAACAAAUCAGCUUACCAGCCAAGAAAAAACCAACUCCUCAAGUAACCGAAGAGCCAGAAGCAGAGGUUACGCUGACAACAAAGAAACCAAUUGAAGAAGUGCAAGAAGAAAUCAAAAUUAAAAAGAAACCUAAAAAGGAACCUAAGGUUGAAGAAGCUAAAGCUGAACUCAAGGUAACUGUUGUGGAAGAGGUACCAGCUGCUCCUGAAGUGGUUGAAGAAAUUGAAGAAGUGGAAGAAAUUCAUGAAAAACCGGAGGAACAGAAACCAAAGGAAUAUGAAUUUAAGGUUACAGAAACUGAAAAGCCAAAGGAAGAAGUUUCUGAGGAACAAAUAACGCUUCCGAAGAAAAAGAAACCAACUCCUCAAGUAACCGAAGAGCCAGAAGCUGAGGUUACAUUAACAACCACAAAACCAACAGAAGAAGUGAAAGAAGAAAUCAAAAUAAAGAAGAAACCUAAAAAGGAGCCUAAAGUUGAGGAAGCCGAAGCCGCACUAAAGGUUACUGUGGUAGAAGAGGUACCUGUUGCUCCUGAAGUGGUUGAAGAAAUUGAAGAAGUGGAAGAAAUUCAAGAAAAACCGGAGGAACAGAAACCAAAGGAAUAUGAAUUUAAGGUUACAGAAACUGAAAAGCCAAAGGAAGAAGUUUCUGAGGAACAAAUAACGCUUCCAAAGAAAAAGAAACCAACUCCUCAAGUAACCGAAGAGCCAGAAGCAGAGGUUACAUUAACAACCACAAAACCAACAGAAGAAGUGAAAGAAGAAAUCAAAAUAAAGAAGAAACCUAAAAAGGAACCUAAGGUUGAAGAAGCCGAAGCUGAGCUCAAGGUGACAGUUGUGGAAGAGGUACCAGCUGCUUCUGAAGUGGUUGAAGAAAUUGAGGAAGUAGAAGAAAUUCAAGAAAAACCGGAGGAAAAGAAACCGAAGGAAUAUGAAUUUAAGGUAACAGAAACUGAGAAACCAAAGGAAGAAGUUUCUGAGGAACAAAUAACGCUUCCGAAGAAAAAGAAACCAACUCCUCAAGUAACCGAAGAGCCAGAAGCUGAAGUUACAUUAACAACCAAGAAACCAAUUGAAGAAGUGCAAGAAGAAAUCAAAAUCAAAAAGAAACCUAAAAAGGAGCCUAAAGUUGAGGAAGCCGAAGCUGAGCUCAAGGUGACUGUUGUGGAAGAAGUACCAGCUGCUCCUGAAGUGGUUGAAGAAAUUGAAGAAGUGGAAGAAAUUCAACCGAAACCGGAAGAACCAAAACAAGAAGAACAAAAACCAAAAGAAUAUGAGUUCACGGUUACAGAAAGUGAAAAGCCAAAGGAAGAAGUCUCUGUGGAACAAGAAGUCUCUGAAGAACAAAUAACACUUCCAAAGAAAAAGAAACCAACUCCUCAAGUCACAGAAGAACCGGAAACCGAGGUUAGAUUAACAACAAAGAAACCUGCUGAAGAGGUUGAGGAAGCAAUUAAAAUUAAGAAGAAGUCGAAAAAAGAACCAAAGACAGAAGAAGCUGCGGCUGAACUGAAGGUAACAAUUGAAGAGGAGGUACCACAAGAACAACAAAUUGAAGAGGUGGAGGAAAUAGAAGAAGUUAUUGUGCCUAAGGAAGAAAAGUCUGAAGAGAAACCAAAACAAUAUGAAUUCAAGAUUAAAGAAACUGAACCACAACCCGAACAAAUUGCCGAAGAAGAAGUUACAUUACCAAAGAAGAAACCUAUUAAACCGGAAGUAGUUGAGGAGCCUGAAGCGGAAGUAACUUUGAAACCUAAAAAGGAAGUCGAAGAAGUGGUGGAAGAACUUAAGGUAGUGAAGAAAAAGCAGAAGAAGCCUAAGGAAGAAGCAGCAACCGAGUUCACUGUACAAGUUGAGGAAGAAGUUAUACCCGAACCUGUUGUGGAAGAAAUCGAAGAGAUCGAAGAAGUAUUUGUGCCCAAAAAACCAAAAGAUACCGAAGAGGCCGAAGAGGUUGAAGUGAAAUUGAAAAAACCCGUGCCAGAAGAAAUUCCAGAAGAUGUACAAGUUGACGUUAUGCUCAAGCCAAAGAAACCUAAACAGGUUGAGACAGAGGAGUUCACAGUCGACGUCAAACUGCCUAAACAAAAGGAAACGACACAAGAAACCACCGACGAAACAGUUGCUUUGAAAAAGAAGAAGAAGCCUAAGCCAGUUGUCGAAGAAGCGGCUGAUGAACUGAAAAUAACUAAAGAAGUCGUCGAAGAGCGUCCAGUUGAAAUCGAAGAAGAAGAAAUUGUCGAAGAAGCUGUCGUUAUGCGCCGGAAACCAAAGAAACCAUUCGAACCAACAGUUGAGGAACAUGACGAACAAGAAUUUAGUUUGUCUUUGAAGAAACCCAAACGUAUAAACGAAAGCGUGACAGAGGAAGCUACAGUUUUGAAAAAACGUCCCUCACGACCAAUGGUAUUCGACGAAGCUGGUGCAGAACUCUCUAUCAAACGGGAAGAAGAAUACGAAGAGAGUGAAGAUAUCGAAGAAUUUGUCGUAGAAAGAGGACCCAAGCCAAAACCACUACAAAUAACCGAAGAAAAUGAACAGGAAUAUACGGUUAAGAAAUUGAAACGUCGCAAGAAGGGUGUCGAAAUACCCGAGUAUACCGAUGUUGAAAAUGUUACAUUCCGUCCGAAAACGACUAAAACAAAAGAAGAUGUCGACCAAGAAUUCAAUAUUGCAUUGGAUCAAUAUGCUGAAGAAGAGAUUUCAAUGUCCGGCAAAGUUAAGUUGAAGAAACCCAUAACUAAAACAUACUCUGAAGCGGCUGAUGAAGCUAAAAUCAAGGUAUUUGAAGAAUAUGAUGAUGACGAGGGACCAGUCAUUGAAGAAAUUCGCGAUGACAGCAGUAUUGAAGAUACAAUGUACGAUGUUGAAGAACCCGAAGAAUAUCAAGUCGAAGAAUUACCACCCGACGAUUUCGCUUUCACUAUUAAACCGAAGGCAGCUAAACCCAGAUAUUCAAUACAAGACGAGGAGGAGGAACAAUUCCUGAUUGGCAUCCGACGACCGAAGAGCGAUUCGGUUACGUACGAUGAGGACUCGUUCACAUUCAAAAAGAAGCGAAAGGUUGUGCAACAGAUCUUCAACGAAGAGGGCGCCUCAUUAAAUAUCACACGCGAGAUGAACAUUGAAGAAACCGAUGACGAGAAUGCUAUGUAUUCCAUUUGCAAUUAUGUCGCCGACAACGACGAGGCAAUCAAUUUGGUCGAGGGUGAGAAGGUUUAUGUGAUCGGACGUCAUAGCUCCGAAUGGUGGUACGUGAAGAAGAAUAUAACCGAAGAGGAGGGCUGGGUGCCGGCACAAUAUCUAAUGGAGCCUGUCGAAUACCAGCAUUAUGUACAGAAGAAAUUACACGAGAAAAUCGAUAAACUGCCAGUAUUUGAACGUCCCGGACCUGAAGAGAAACCCUUGGCGCCACGUUUCAUUGAAAAAUUACAACCCAUACAUACGCCUGAUGGUUAUACCGUACAAUUUGAAUGUAAAGUUGAGGGUGUACCACGCCCACAAAUUGCCUGGUUCCGUGAGACUGCCAUAAUAAAACCAUCGCAAGACUUCCAAAUGUACUAUGAUGAUGAUAAUGUGGCCACAUUGAUAAUACGCGAAGUAUUCCCAGAAGAUGCUGGUAAAUUUACCUGUGUCGCUAAAAAUGCUGCCGGUUUCACUUCAUCCACUACGGAACUCAUUGUUGAGACACCAUUGUCAGAUCACGGUUCUGAUGCUACAGCCUUAUCGCGUAAGAGUUUGUCACGUGAAUCUUCACUAGCCGAUAUACUAGAAGGUAUACCACCGACCUUCUCACGCAAACCGAAAGCACAAUAUGUCGAUGAAGAUACGAAUGUAAUAUUGGAAUGCCGUUUGGUAGCUGUACCCGAACCCGAUAUUGUUUGGACCUUCAAUGGCGAGGAAAUCGAUGUUGAGGAAACCAAAAAUAUACGCGUUGUUACGGAAUCUGAUAUGCAUAUGUAUUGUAGUGUUGUACACAUUACGAAGGUGAAGAAAUCGCAGGAGGGUACCUAUGAGGUGAUUGCCACCAACCGCGAAGGCGAAUCACGUCUGCCAAUUGUAUUAAAGGUACGCACAGAUGAUAAAGAACCACCACAAGUAUUGGAACCGCUACGUAACACUGUCGUACGUGAGGGUGAAAGCGUUGUCUUGACCACACAAAUUGUGGGUAAUCCACGUCCCAAGGUGACGUGGUACAAGGAUGGCAAACCAAUUACGAAGAAUACCAAAUCGGACAAAGAUACACAUACUUUGACUUUGAUCUCACCGAAGUCGACGGAAAGUGGUGAAUAUACAGUGAAAGCAGUGAAUCCAUUGGGCAGUGUAGAAACAACGGCUAACCUAACUAUUGAAGAACCAUCUACCGGUAAUGCAGAACCCCCAUUGUUCGUCGAACGUUUCGAAGAACAAUCUGUGCCGCAAAAGGGCACAAUCCGUUUGCCUGCUAAGGUCACCGGCAACCCAGUACCUGAGGUGCAAUGGCUUUUCAAUAACAACCCACUCUACCCCUCACAACGUAUACAACAAAUCUACGAUGGUGAGAAUAUUGAACUCAUUAUCAAGGACGCCAAUCCCGAUACAGAUUCCGGUGAUUACAAGUGCAUCGCUAGCAAUCCGAUCGGUAAAACAUCACAUGGCGCACGUGUUAUUGUCGAGGUCGAUGAGGUUACGUUUACCAAGAAACUUAAGAAAACCAUAACCAUCGAAGAAGUACAAUCACUCACGUUGGAGUGUGAGACCUCACAUGUGGUUACCACAAAAUGGUUCUUCAAUGGCAAAGAGCUCAGCGGUAUGGAUCAUCGUGUAGUCGUCGAAGAUGGAAAAACACAUAAACUUGUUAUACGUAAUACCAAUUUACGUGAUAGCGGUACUUAUGUGUGCAAAGUCAAGAAUAAGGAAACCGAGUCCACAGUUGAAGUUUUGCCACGUAAACCAGAAUUCAUAAAAAUACUCGAAGACUACGAAGUAACCGAAAAAGAGACUGCUAUUUUAGAUGUAGAAGUAUCCACGGACAAUGCUGAAGUCGUUUGGUUUAAAGAUGGUGAAAAGAUUACACCCGAAAAGAAGAAUGUCGAAUUCGUUAAGGUUGGUAAGGUGCGUAAACUCAUUAUACGUGAAAGCACCAUACACGAUGAGGGUGAAUACACGUGUAAGUUGGAAGAGCAGGAAUGCAGCGCUGAGCUUACAGUGAUUGAAUUGCCACCCGAAAUUGUGAAACCUUUGGAUGAUGUUACAGUAACACAAGGCGAGAACGCUGGUUUCGAAAUUGAGUUGAGUAAGGGUGAUGCUUUGGUUAAAUGGUUCAAGGAUGGCAAGGAGCUGCCGCUUAACGGACACAUGCAACUAACGAUCGAUGGUAAGAAACAAACACUUAGGAUUGUUGAGGCCAAACCAUCGGAUGCCGGUGAAUAUACCAUACAAGUUGGACCACAAACUUCAAAGGCACAACUUAUCGUCGAAGAACCGUUGGUGAACUUUGUGGUGCCAUUACCGGAUGUGACUAUCGCCACAAAGGGUACAGAUGCCGAGUUCACUGUUGAAUUGUCACAACCGGAUGUCGAGGUCACCUGGUAUAAGAAAUCUAAACCAAUUAAACCCAACAAGAAGCAUGAAGUGUUUGUUGAGGGUACCGUGCGACGUUUGGUAAUACACGAUGCCGAUGAUGAUGAUACGGGUGAUAUUAGUUGUACCGCUGCUAAUGCAACAACAGCAAGUAAAUUGUGUGUGGAGGAAAUACAAACAUUACCCAUCAUCACUACUGACAAGGACCAAACAAUUAAGGUUAAGGAGAAUGAUGAUGUUACGAUGACAGUCAAAUUUACUGGCACACCAAAACCAGAUGCCGAAUGGAGUACAACAAAGAAUGUUGUUAUCAAAAAUAAGCAUUUAAUACCCACAUUAGAUGAACAAUCGGCAUCGCUUACCAUUAAGAAGGUGGUGGACGAUGAUGAAGGUAUAUACACAGUAAGACUGAAGAAUCCAGUUGGCGAAGUGGAAGCUACACUUAACUUGAUCAUUAUGAGAAAACCAACGGCACCUGGUGCACCGGAGCCAUUAGAGGUCACACACGAUUCUAUUACAAUCUUCUGGAAGGCGCCUGAAGAUGAUGGCAAAUGUGAAAUUACAGAAUACAUACUGGAAUAUCAAGAUGUGAAGGAGGAGAGAUGGAUUGAGAUACGCAAAAUCAAGGACACCACAUAUACCAUCAGCAAGCUGAAAAUCGAUACGGAGUAUGUGUUCCGUGCGAUCGCUGUAAACGACGUUGGUCCUUCACCGCCCUCACCACUCUCACCACCCAUACGUCUUGUGGCCGAGGUGAAGAAGGAAAAGCCCACAGUACAAGAACCACUACAAGACAUCGUAACCGAACUGAACAAGGAGAUUACAUUGUCUUGCGUAUUCGGUGGCAUUCCAGAACCUAAGGUAACGUGGAAGAAGAAUGGUAAGAUUAUCACCACGAAGAGCAUACGCUAUGAGAAUCGCGUAUCCAAAUACACAAUCGAGAAGACAACAAUUGAGACUGAAGCGACGUACACAUGCGUAGCUGAAAAUGAAAUGGGCAGCGUGGAGACCUCAUGUAGAGUUAUACUGCAAGAAAAACCAACCAUCGAUAUCGAUGAGAAGUAUCUUGCACAGAAAAUACGUGCUGGCACCACUUUGAACAUUCCGGCCACAGUGCGUGGUUAUCCACAACCGAAAACCACUUGGUAUAGAGAGACCAUCGAACAGACAACCACAACUGAACGUGUACAAAUCGAAACCACAGAGACCACCUCGACAUACACACUGGAGAAGGUGACACGUGAAGAUUCCGGACGUUAUAAGAUCACAGCGACGAAUACAUCUGGCACGGCGACGACGGAAUGCACAAUACAGGUUAUUGAUAAGCCCAGCCGGCCACAAUCACUGGAAAUCAAGGAAAUGAAGAAGGACGCAAUCACACUGGAAUGGACGCCACCAAUCGAUGAUGGUGGUCUGGAAUUGAAUAAGUAUGUGUUGGAGAAAUGUGAUUUGCAAAAUAAUCUCUGGAUGAAGGUGGCCGAUUUGGAAAAAGACAUACACUCCUAUGCGAUACAAAAACUUUCCAUGAACUCUCAAUAUAUGUUCAGAGUGGUAGCAGCUAAUCCUGUUGGUGAAUCUGAACCAGUUGAGAGUGAGCCUGUGACAAUUACCAAGAAAUUCGAAAAACCAUCGGCGCCACGUGGCCCAACAGACGUCUUCGGCAUGACAGAUACAGCAUUUACGCUCUCAUGGGAACCAUCGGAAAGCGAUGGCGGCUCAAAGAUUAUCGAAUACAUUGUCGAAAUCAAAGAAUUCCAUGAAACCGAAUAUCGUCUGCUCGGCAGCACGAUCGGCAACGUUACAAACAUACUCGUUAGUGAGGUGAUCAAGGAUCGUGCAUAUCAAUUCAAAAUCUAUGCAAAGAAUGAAGUUGGCAUUAGUGAGGCACUUGAGACUGAAGACAAAAUAGUUGUAGGCCGCAGAAUAACUCCUCCAUCACCUCCGCAAAAUUUGCGCAUUCCGGAUGUGACGAAUCGCAGUGUCACCCUCGAUUGGGAAGUUCCAGCAAGCAAUGGAGGCUCUGAGAUAACUGGCUAUUGUAUUGAAAAACGUUCGGCUACAUCGACCAAAUGGACAAAGGUAAUCACGUUAGAUGCACACUGUCGCCAAUACACCGUGGAUAACUUGAAGGAAAAAUGCGAAUACUGGUUUAGAGUGUCGGCGGAAAAUGCGGUUGGAUUAGGUGCACCAGCCGUAACCGAGAGUGUCGCACUCAAAACGCAUGCAACUGUUCCAUCACCGCCCACUGCGCCAUUGGAGGCGCGUGUACUCGCUGCCAAUGCGCACGUAUUCGAAUGGGGUAUACCCGAGUCAGAUGGUGGUGCGCCACUGCUCGGCUAUCACAUUGCCAUACGUGACAUGAAGAAGACCAUGUGGAUCGAGGUGGGCCGUGUGCCGGCCGGUGUGCAAAGAUUCCAAAUACGUGACUUGCAAGAGAAUCAUGAAUAUAUGAUACGCAUAUUUGCAAAGAAUGAAAUCGGUCUUAGCGAACCGCUCGAAUCGGAGGAGUCAUAUGUGGCUAUCACUGCAGGACAUUUGAGUUUACCUGACGAACCGCGUACUGAAAUGAGUUCGUGCAACACAUCGUCGUGGUUACGUGACCACAAUAUGGAUGCGGAUAUACAUUCGUAUGCGCGCGGUAAACUACUGCGACGCGAUGAAUACUUCUUCCGCAUUUGGGCGAAAUUGCCAAAGAGCAAAAAGAAGAGAUCUUCAAAAUAAUUAUAAAAAUAUAAAAAAAAACAACAAAGCAAUGAAUGCUUCGAAACUACUAAUUUUACUAAAUCUCACUUAAUUUAUGUAAUUACUGAUAAUUUUCAUAUUUAUACAGCAUACUUUCACAUGUGUUUGUGGAUGUAUGUACACUUAAUUGUAUAGUUUUUGAAACUGUUUUAUAUUCAUUCAGCGAUUUUAAUUAAUUUUAAUUACAUGUUGAUUAUGUAAUGCCAUUGUAAAUGACUUACUUGAAAUAAUCACAACCCAUAUUUGUCUCCAAUAAUUGAAAUUUUUCCACAAAGGUUUAAAAAUGCGAGCGAAGAGAAUUUUUACAACCAAUGAAUUGUGAAGAAUUUUAAUUCAAGUUUCAAAUGUUAUAAAUAUCAAUUUUAGAAGACAUAAAAUAAUCGCAAAAAAAAAUUUGAAAUAUUUAAAAAAUUAAUUUCGAUAUCAUAUGUAUAAAAUUUAGUUUUGUUUAUUAUUUAUUAAAUCUGUGAUAAAUGUCAAAAUGUCAAAGAAAACAUUAAAAAUGUCGCAAAAUUUAUGAAAACGUAAAAAAGAGAACAAGUACAUAUAUAAAUGUGAAUUGUAAAUGCAAUAAAUAAUAAUUGGUGCGAAAAUGUUAUUAUUUAUUGUAUAUUCCUGUUGUGAAGUGAAGAGGAAAUUAUGAGUUUACCUUUUGGGAGACUAUCAAAUGCAAAUAUAGGUGCGAGCAUUUUAAAGGAACUCACACGAUUUCACCUUCACUUCAUGUCUGUAAUCUCAAUUAUACUUUUUGUAUGUAAAAGAAAUCGUAUAUUAUGAAAUGUACAUGAUUGUUCUGAAUGCAUAAAUAAAAAUAAAAUAAUAAAAAAUAACAAGAA
Zeugodacus cucurbitae (melon fly) is the source of this 64642-nucleotide messenger RNA. Its product is annotated as titin. The transcript is spliced from 35 exons. The record is from RefSeq and is a predicted model, not a curated record. Gene Ontology annotation, molecular function: protein binding. NCBI's taxonomy places the organism in Eukaryota, Metazoa, Arthropoda, Insecta, Diptera, Tephritidae. The coding region runs from base 678 to 63785 and encodes 21035 amino acids.